This is a messenger RNA of Drosophila melanogaster (fruit fly), 71382 nucleotides long. It is a transcript of the gene dpy, whose product is annotated as dumpy. NCBI's taxonomy places the organism in Eukaryota, Metazoa, Arthropoda, Insecta, Diptera, Drosophilidae. The coding region runs from base 457 to 69306 and encodes 22949 amino acids. Gene Ontology annotation, molecular function: calcium ion binding; zinc ion binding. Gene Ontology annotation, cellular component: nucleus; extracellular region. The transcript has 82 exons. The record is from RefSeq and is marked reviewed.
UGGACAGUGUGUUAAGUGUUAAGUUUGGCUCCAGCAGUCCGGAUAGAUCAUCCGAGCGGAGAUCGUUGCCUUAUUUGAAUAGGCGGGGAAUCUAACAUCUAUCGCCUAAUUGCAGUGAAAGUUGCCGGGCAUUUUUCAGCUAUUUUACCCUGUGAAAAUUCCGAAAAACCAAACGCGCGCAAAGCAAUCCAAAGUGUUCAUAAGAAAAGCGUUUAAUAUUGUUAAGUACAACAAUACGUUUUAAUACAAAUAUUCAAGUGUCUGUGAGUCUGCCAAAGUCGUCGCGCAGUGUGUGUGUGUGUGUCUUUCUGCGCUUUUGACGGCAAAUCGCUUUUGGCAGCUGCUUUGGCAGCAGCCAAGUAAGAAACAAGGCUUUUUUGCUGGCGUCGAUCUUCGUUGGCAGCUGUUGGCAGUAUGAACUGAUUUUGGCCGAAAGUUGAUGAAUAAAAUGCAAAAAUGAAAAUAUUUUUGCCACUAGUCACGUGGAUAGUGCUACUACUCUCGAGUGCAGUACAUUCACAAUAUUCACAACAACCGCAACCAUUCAAGACGAACUUAAGGGCGAAUAGUCGGUUUCGCGGCGAGGUCUUCUACCUGAACCUCGAGAAUGGCUACUUUGGCUGCCAAGUCAACGAGUCCACCGAAUAUUUGCAGCUAUUCAACCUAUCGAAACUAUGCGACGGUACCCAAGAUUGCUUCCUGGGUGCCGAUGAGUUGAGCAAAGAGCUCAAAUGCACAAAUGACUGUGAUAAGGAUGGCACCAAGUGCACACAUGGCGCGUGUUUGAACGGCGUCUGCCAUUGCAAUGACGGCUACGGCGGCUGCAAUUGCGUGGACAAAGAUGAGAACGAAUGCAAACAGCGGCCGUGCGACGUGUUCGCCCAUUGCACAAACACACUGGGCAGCUUCACGUGUACCUGCUUUCCGGGCUAUCGAGGCAAUGGUUUUCAUUGUGAAGACAUUGACGAAUGCCAAGAUCCCGCGAUAGCAGCGCGAUGCGUGGAGAACGCCGAGUGCUGCAACCUGCCGGCGCACUUCCUCUGCAAGUGCAAGGAUGGAUACGAGGGCGACGGCGAAGUUCUGUGCACGGAUGUGGACGAGUGUCGCAAUCCGGAGAACUGCGGUCCCAACGCUCUGUGCACCAACACGCCGGGCAAUUACACAUGCUCCUGCCCGGACGGCUAUGUGGGCAACAAUCCGUAUCGGGAGGGAUGCCAGGAUGUGGACGAGUGCUCGUACCCGAAUGUCUGCGGACCCGGUGCCAUAUGUACGAAUCUCGAGGGCAGUUAUCGCUGCGACUGCCCGCCGGGAUACGACGGCGAUGGACGCUCGGAGUCCGGUUGCGUGGAUCAGGAUGAGUGCGCACGGACGCCCUGCGGCCGGAACGCGGAUUGUUUGAACACGGACGGCAGCUUCCGCUGCUUGUGUCCGGACGGCUACAGUGGUGAUCCCAUGAACGGCUGCGAGGAUGUCGAUGAAUGCGCCACUAACAAUCCAUGCGGUUUGGGUGCUGAAUGCGUGAACCUGGGCGGUAGCUUCCAGUGCCGCUGUCCCUCCGGCUUUGUGUUGGAGCACGAUCCGCACGCGGAUCAGUUGCCCCAGCCGCUGAACACCCAACAAUUGGGCUACGGGCCGGGGGCGACGGACAUUGCGCCCUAUCAAAGGACCUCCGGCGCCGGUCUGGCAUGCCUGGACAUCGAUGAGUGCAAUCAGCCGGAUGGAGUGGCCAAGUGCGGCACCAAUGCCAAGUGCAUUAACUUUCCCGGCUCAUACCGCUGCCUGUGUCCGAGUGGAUUCCAAGGACAGGGCUAUUUGCACUGCGAGAACAUCAACGAGUGUCAGGAUAAUCCGUGUGGGGAGAAUGCGAUCUGUACGGACACCGUUGGCAGCUUCGUGUGCACAUGCAAACCGGACUAUACCGGUGAUCCGUUCCGCGGAUGUGUGGAUAUCGAUGAGUGUACCGCGUUGGAUAAGCCCUGUGGACAGCAUGCGGUAUGCGAAAAUACCGUUCCUGGCUACAAUUGCAAGUGCCCGCAGGGAUAUGAUGGCAAACCCGAUCCCAAGGUGGCCUGCGAACAGGUGGAUGUCAAUAUACUGUGCAGCAGUAACUUCGAUUGUACCAACAAUGCGGAGUGCAUUGAGAAUCAGUGCUUCUGCUUGGAUGGAUUCGAACCGAUUGGAUCCAGUUGUGUGGACAUCGAUGAGUGUCGCACCCAUGCCGAGGUGUGUGGUCCCCAUGCCCAGUGCCUGAAUACGCCCGGAUCGUACGGCUGUGAAUGCGAGGCGGGAUAUGUGGGUAGUCCGCCAAGAAUGGCGUGCAAGCAGCCAUGCGAGGAUGUUCGCUGUGGAGCCCACGCCUACUGCAAACCGGACCAGAAUGAAGCCUACUGUGUGUGCGAGGAUGGAUGGACCUACAACCCGAGCGAUGUCGCUGCGGGCUGUGUGGACAUCGAUGAGUGCGAUGUGAUGCAUGGACCUUUCGGAAGCUGUGGCCAAAAUGCCACGUGUACAAACAGUGCCGGAGGAUUUACAUGUGCCUGCCCACCUGGAUUCUCGGGAGAUCCGCACUCUAAAUGCGUCGAUGUGGAUGAGUGCCGAACCGGAGCCAGCAAGUGUGGAGCUGGAGCUGAAUGUGUGAACGUACCCGGUGGUGGAUACACCUGUCGUUGCCCCGGGAACACCAUUGCCGAUCCGGAUCCUAGUGUGAGGUGUGUGCCCAUUGUCAGCUGCUCCGCUAACGAAGACUGCCCGGGUAACUCCAUAUGUGAUGCUACAAAGCGCUGCCUGUGUCCGGAACCGAAUAUUGGUAAUGACUGCCGUCAUCCGUGCGAAGCCCUCAACUGUGGAGCACAUGCCCAGUGCAUGCUGGCCAAUGGACAGGCUCAGUGCCUGUGUGCUCCCGGAUACACAGGAAACUCUGCCCUUGCAGGAGGCUGUAAUGACAUCGAUGAAUGUCGCGCCAAUCCCUGCGCCGAGAAGGCAAUCUGUUCGAAUACAGCCGGAGGGUAUCUAUGUCAGUGUCCAGGAGGAUCCAGUGGAGAUCCAUACCGCGAGGGGUGUAUUACCUCAAAGACGGUGGGCUGCUCUGAUGCCAAUCCUUGCGCGACUGGCGAGACUUGCGUCCAAGACUCAUACACGGGCAAUAGCGUAUGCAUUUGUCGACAGGGCUAUGAGCGAAAUUCCGAGAACGGACAGUGCCAGGAUGUGGAUGAAUGCUCGGUGCAAAGAGGAAAGCCCGCUUGUGGACUAAAUGCUCUCUGUAAGAAUUUGCCUGGCAGCUACGAGUGCCGCUGCCCACAGGGUCAUAACGGAAAUCCCUUCAUCAUGUGCGAGAUCUGCAAUACGCCUGAGUGCCAGUGUCAGUCACCGUACAAGCUUGUUGGAAAUAGUUGUGUUCUCUCCGGUUGCUCCAGUGGACAGGCCUGUCCCAGCGGAGCUGAGUGCAUCUCCAUUGCUGGAGGUGUUAGCUACUGUGCCUGUCCCAAGGGUUACCAAACCCAACCGGAUGGAAGCUGUGUGGAUGUCGACGAGUGCGAAGAACGGGGCGCGCAAUUGUGUGCUUUUGGCGCUCAGUGCGUGAACAAGCCUGGAAGCUAUAGUUGCCACUGUCCCGAGGGUUACCAGGGAGAUGCCUACAACGGAUUAUGUGCACUCGCACAAAGGAAAUGCGCUGCCGAUAGGGAGUGCGCUGCCAACGAAAAAUGCAUCCAGCCAGGAGAGUGUGUUUGCCCGCCUCCUUAUUUCUUGGACCCGCAGGACAACAACAAGUGCAAGAGCCCUUGCGAACGCUUCCCAUGUGGCAUUAACGCUAAGUGUACGCCCUCGGAUCCUCCACAGUGCAUGUGCGAGGCUGGAUUCAAGGGAGAUCCACUGCUGGGAUGUACAGAUGAAGACGAGUGCUCCCAUCUCCCAUGUGCCUAUGGAGCCUACUGUGUAAACAAAAAGGGCGGAUACCAGUGCGUGUGCCCCAAGGAUUAUACCGGAGAUCCGUACAAGAGUGGAUGCAUCUUCGAGAGCGGCACGCCGAAGAGCAAGUGUCUGAGCAACGAUGAUUGCGCAAGUAAUCUAGCCUGCUUGGAAGGUAGCUGCGUAAGUCCAUGCAGCAGUCUUCUGUGUGGAUCGAAUGCCUACUGUGAGACAGAGCAACAUGCUGGCUGGUGUCGCUGUCGUGUGGGAUACGUUAAAAAUGGCGAUGGGGACUGCGUGUCUCAGUGCCAGGACGUGAUCUGCGGCGAUGGUGCUCUAUGCAUUCCAACCAGUGAGGGACCCACCUGUAAGUGCCCGCAAGGACAGCUCGGCAAUCCCUUCCCCGGCGGCAGCUGCAGCACGGAUCAGUGUUCAGCCGCCAGGCCUUGUGGCGAGCGGCAGAUUUGCAUCAAUGGAAGAUGCAAGGAGCGCUGCGAGGGUGUGGUCUGUGGCAUCGGAGCCACCUGCGAUAGAAACAAUGGAAAGUGCAUCUGCGAGCCGAACUUUGUGGGUAAUCCCGACUUGAUCUGUAUGCCACCCAUCGAGCAGGCCAAGUGCUCUCCAGGAUGUGGAGAGAACGCUCACUGCGAGUACGGAUUGGGUCAGAGCCGAUGCGCCUGUAACCCGGGAACCUUCGGUAAUCCCUAUGAAGGCUGUGGAGCACAAAGCAAGAACGUCUGUCAGCCGAAUAGCUGUGGACCCAAUGCCGAAUGCCGUGCUGUGGGCAACCACAUAUCCUGUCUUUGCCCACAGGGCUUCAGUGGUAAUCCCUACAUUGGCUGCCAGGAUGUGGAUGAGUGUGCCAACAAACCAUGUGGUCUGAAUGCUGCCUGUUUGAAUAGAGCCGGAGGAUUCGAGUGCUUGUGUCUUUCGGGACACGCCGGAAAUCCCUACAGUAGUUGUCAACCCAUCGAGAGCAAGUUCUGCCAAGAUGCGAACAAGUGCCAGUGCAACGAACGAGUGGAGUGUCCGGAAGGCUACAGUUGCCAAAAGGGACAGUGCAAGAACCUCUGUUCCCAGGCUUCGUGUGGCCCAAGGGCCAUCUGCGAUGCCGGUAAUUGCAUCUGCCCCAUGGGCUACAUUGGAGAUCCCCACGACCAAGUGCACGGUUGCAGCAUUCGCGGUCAGUGUGGCAAUGAUGCGGACUGCCUGCACUCUGAGAUCUGUUUCCAGUUAGGCAAGGGUCUGCGCAAAUGUGUGGACGCAUGCUCCAAGAUUCAGUGUGGACCCAAUGCCCUCUGCGUGUCCGAGGAUCAUCGAUCUUCCUGUAUAUGCUCUGACGGAUUCUUCGGAAAUCCAAGCAACCUACAGGUGGGAUGCCAGCCGGAAAGAACAGUUCCCGAGGAAGAGGAUAAAUGUAAAUCGGAUCAGGACUGUAGUCGAGGAUACGGUUGUCAGGCCAGCGUUAACGGCAUCAAGGAGUGCAUUAAUCUCUGCUCCAAUGUUGUCUGCGGACCCAACGAGCUGUGCAAGAUCAACCCAGCUGGGCAUGCGAUUUGUAAUUGCGCCGAGAGCUAUGUCUGGAACCCAGUGGUCUCUUCCUGCGAAAAGCCUUCACUGCCAGACUGCACCAGUGACGCUAAUUGCCCGGAUGCUUCUGCCUGUCGUCCUGAUGUCUUGGGAGUCCUUAAGUGCGUCGCCAUCUGUGAUGCCUUCACGUGCCCGGCCAACUCGGUUUGCGUAGCCCGUCAGCACCAGGGACGAUGUGAUUGUCUCAACGGGUUUGUGGGUAACCCCAACGAUAGGAACGGCUGUCAGCCGGCACAGAAACAUCACUGCAGAAACCAUGCAGAGUGCCAGGAGUCGGAAGCCUGUAUUAAGGAUGAAUCUACCCAGACUCUCGGAUGUCGUCCAGCUUGUGAUACGGUGAAAUGUGGACCCCGAGCCGUUUGCGUCACCAACAAUCAUCAGGCGCAGUGUCAGUGUCCACCUGGACCUUUCGCCGGAGAUCCAUACGAUCCAUUUAAUGGCUGCCAGAGUGUUCCUUGUGUUUACAACCAUGACUGCCCACCCAGCCAGAUGUGCAACCGUAUGACACACACAUGCUUCGAUGUGUGCGACGAGGAGUCCUGCGGUGACAAUGCCAUCUGUUUGGCUGAGGAUCAUCGAGCCGUCUGCCAGUGUCCACCUGGAUUUAAGGGAGAUCCGUUACCCGAAGUGGCCUGCACCAAGCAAGGCGGUUGUGCCGCUGGAACUUGCCACCCCUCAGCAAUAUGCGAGGUCACUCCGGAAGGUCCUGUCUGCAAGUGUCCUCCGCUAUUUGUGGGCGACGCGAAGUCAGGUGGCUGUCGGCCAGAUGGUCAGUGCCCGAAUGGAGACGCCGAUUGCCCAGCCAAUACCAUCUGCGCCGGAGGAGUAUGCCAAAAUCCCUGCGACAACGCUUGCGGAUCGAAUGCUGAGUGCAAGGUUAUCAAUAGGAAACCCGUCUGCAGUUGUCCCCUGCGAUUCCAGCCUAUCUCUGACACUGCCAAGGAUGGAUGUGCCCGGACCAUAUCUAAAUGUCUCACUGAUGUCGACUGCGGAGGAGCGCUGUGCUACAAUGGACAAUGUCGUAUUGCUUGCAGGAACAGCCAAGAUUGCUCUGAUGGCGAGAGCUGCUUGAAGAACGUCUGUGUGGUUGCCUGUCUGGAUCACAGUCAGUGCGCUAGUGGACUGGCCUGUGUCGAGGGCCACUGCACCAUCGGAUGUCGCAGCAACAAGGAGUGCAAGCAGGAUCAGUCUUGCAUUGAGAACAAGUGCCUGAAUCCCUGCCAGUCUGCCAACAGUUGUGGUCCAAAUGCCCUGUGCAGCAUUGAUCAGCACCAUAGCCAGUGCAGCUGCCCGGAAGGUUUCGAGGGCAACCCCACUCCAGAACAGGGAUGCGUGCGAGUUCCGGCUCCCUGCUUAGCCAGUAAUCAAUGUCCCAGCGGACACAUGUGCAUUGGAAAUCAGUGUAAUCUUCCCUGCACCAAAACAGCUUCCUGUGCAGUUGGAGAACGGUGCUAUCAACAAGUCUGCCGCAAGGUGUGCUAUACCAGCAACAACUGUUUGGCCGGAGAGAUCUGUAAUUCGGACAGGACGUGCCAACCAGGAUGUGAUUCAGAUGCCGAUUGUCCACCCACCGAAUUGUGUUUGACAGGAAAGUGCAAGUGCGCCACCGGAUUUAUAGGAACACCUUUCGGUUGCUCGGAUAUUGAUGAAUGCACGGAACAACCCUGCCAUGCCAGUGCUCGAUGUGAGAACCUCCCGGGAACCUAUCGUUGUGUAUGCCCCGAAGGUACUGUCGGCGAUGGGUACUCCCAGCCGGGUUGUUCGCAGCCCAGGCAAUGCCACAAACCAGACGACUGUGCCAAUAAUCUGGCCUGUAUACAUGGAAAGUGCACGGAUCCCUGCCUACAUACUGUUUGUGGUAUUAAUGCCAAUUGCCAGUCGGAAGGACACGAAGCUCUGUGCAGCUGUCCAGCUGGAUUCUUGGGAGACCCCAACGACACUGGAGUCGGAUGCUUUAAGGUGGAGUGCAUCGACCAUGUGGAUUGCGCCGGAGAUCGUGCCUGCGAUGCGGAAACCAAUCGAUGUAUUAAACCAUGUGACCUGACCAGUUGUGGAAAGGGCAAUUGCCAGGUGAGGGAUCAUAAGGCGACAUGUGCCUGCUACGAAGGAUAUCAAUUAGUGAACGAUGUAUGUGAGGACAUUAACGAGUGUCUGUCGCAGCCAUGCCACAGCACAGCUUUUUGCAACAACCUUCCGGGAAGCUACAGUUGCCAGUGCCCGGAGGGAUUGAUCGGAGAUCCCCUGCAGGCCGGUUGUCGGGAUCCCAAUGAGUGUUUGAGUGAUGCGGAUUGUCCUGCCUCAGCUAGUUGCCAGAAUUCCCGAUGCCGUAGCCCUUGCGAGCGACAAAAUGCUUGUGGAUUAAAUGCUAACUGCCAGGCACAGGCCCAUCAAGCCAUUUGCACUUGCCCUCUCAAUUCCCGUGGAGAUCCAACCAUCGAGUGCGUGCACAUUGAGUGCGCCGACAACGACGAUUGCUCCGGGGAGAAAGCAUGUUUGGACUCGAAGUGCAUAGAUCCAUGUUCUCUGCCCAACGCCUGUGGAGCUUUGGCUCGCUGCUCGGUGCAGAACCACAUCGGCGUCUGCUCCUGCGAAGCGGGCAGUACCGGAGAUGCCAAAUUGGGCUGUGUGCAACUGCAAUAUUGCCAGCAGGACGGACAAUGUGCCCAGGGAAGCAUAUGCUCCCAUGGAAUUUGCAGUCCGCUGUGCAGCACCAACCGCGAUUGUAUUUCGGAACAGUUGUGCUUGCAGGGCGUCUGUCAGGGAACCUGCAAGUCAAACUCAAGCUGUCCCCAAUUCCAAUUCUGUUCGAAUAACAUUUGCACCAAGGAGCUGGAGUGCCGAUCCGAUAGCGAAUGUGGCGAAGACGAAACCUGUCUGAGUGAUGCCUAUGGGCGUGCAAAGUGUGAAUCCGUUUGUCUUGGUCGCGCUGCCUGUGGUAGGAAUGCAGAAUGUGUAGCCCGUUCCCAUGCUCCCGAUUGCCUCUGCAAGGAGGGAUUCUUCGGGGACGCCAAGUCUGGAUGCCGAAAGAUCGAGUGCACCAGCGACGAUGACUGCUCCAAUGACAAGAGCUGUGACAACCACAUGUGCAAGAUUGCCUGCCUAAUUGGACAGCCGUGCGGAGAGAAUGCCCUCUGCACCACAGAACACCACCAGCAGGUUUGCCACUGCCAGCCAGGAUUCUCUGGAGAUCCGCGGGUUCGUUGCGAUGUUAUAGACUUUUGCCGGGAUGCUCCGUGCGGACCCGGAGCCCGUUGCCGAAACGCGAGGGGGUCGUACAAGUGCACCUGUCCACCGGGACUCGUUGGUGAUCCGUACAACGAGGGCUGUCGCAGCUCCGUUGAGUGCGAGACCAACGAGGACUGUCCCCCGCAUGCCGCAUGCACCAAAACCAAUGGGGUGGCCAAGUGCCGCGAUGUCUGUGCCCAGCUGCAAUGUGGCCCCAAUGCGGAAUGUGUUCCGAAGGGCCACGUGGCGCAGUGUGCAUGCCGCAGCGGCUACGAUGGCCAACCCGCCGACCGGGUGGCCGGCUGUAAGCCGCUGCCCUCUCCCUGUCAGGUCACCGGCGACUGUCCGACCAACACAUACUGCUCGGAUAGCGUCUGCAAACCUGCCUGUGUUCUGGACACCGAAUGUGGAGCAUUUGAAGUGUGUCAAGGUGGCCAAUGCUUCAAUCCGUGCCUUCAACCUCAAGCUUGUGGCCAGAAUGCCGAGUGCGUGAUGCAGAAUCAUCUGAAACAGUGCCAUUGCCCGGAGGGCUUCACCGGCGACUCAGCGAAGGAGUGCGUGCGUGUGCCAGUGGCCUGUGAUGGCGAGUGUGGUCCAGGAUAUACCUGCCGCGACUCCAUGUGCCUGCCUGUUUGCCACAACGAUCUGGAGUGCGCCUCCAACGAAAAGUGCCUGAAGGGCAGCUGUAUGCUGACCUGUCGGGUGGACAACGAUUGCUUCCUGGGUCACGUUUGCCUGCACAACAAGUGCGUGUAUGGCUGCCAUGUGGACGAUGACUGCAGUGCGUCAGAGUCUUGUCGCAACGAUAAGUGCGUAAACCCCUGUCUGGAAAAUCCCUGUGGUCCCAAUGCCGCCUGUUCGGUGUCCAACCACCGGGCUAGCUGCAGUUGUUUGGAGAGUAUGGUGCCCAAUCCCACACCCCAGGUGGGCUGCGUCCGUUCUCCCCCCUUGGAAUGCCGCGAGAAUCGCGACUGUGGAAAUGGAUUGGCUUGCUUCGAGUCGGUAUGUCGACCACUAUGCGCCGACGAUGCUGGCUGCUUGACCAACGAGCGAUGCCAGCAGGGAGUUUGCAAACCCCUGUGCCGCCACGACAAUGAGUGCGGUCAUGGAGAGCUCUGUCUGGGCCUGAACUGCGUACCUGGAUGCCGGUCCGAUCAGGGCUGCCCGCCGGAAUUGUCCUGCGUGGGUCAGCAGUGCGUGGAUCCAUGUGCAGAUCCCACUGCCUGCGGCACCAAUGCCCACUGUCAAACGAUCGAUCACAGGAAACAGUGCCUAUGUCCAGAGGGUCUUGAUGGCAAUGCCAAUGUGGCCUGCAAGGUGCCUCGCAUUGCUUGUGGCAGGAACGAGGAUUGCCAGUCGAAUCAGCUAUGCUAUGCCGGCAGCUGCCAAGGAAAGUGCAGAAACGACCAGAACUGCUUGGCCGAUGAGCGUUGCAUGAGAGGAACAUGUAGAACCGUAUGCAACACCGAUGAGGCAUGUGCUCAGGGACAGAUUUGCGAGAAUCGAAUGUGCCAGACUGGAUGUCGUACCGAUUUGAGUUGUGCCACCGACGAGGCCUGCGUGAACAAGAAGUGCCAGAAUCCAUGUCGUACACCCGGCCAAUGUGGCCAGUGUGCCGACUGCCUUGUGGUCAACCAUGGAGUCCAGUGCCAGUGUCCCGCCGCCUUUAUGGGAGACGGUUUGACAGGCUGUCAACUUCCGCCGGAACGCUGUCAUCCUGACUGUGAAUGCGACGAAAAUGGAGCCUACUGUGCCCCCAAGUGCUCGAGAACCGAGGAUUGCGCCUGUGGACAACAGUGCGCCAGAGGAAAGUGCCGGAAUAAGUGCGGACCCAAGCGCCAGUGUACGGUGGGUCAGCUUUGCGAGAGAGGCGCAUGCAUUGCCGGGUGCAAGUCCAACGGUGAUUGUGCCGCCGACCAGAGUUGUGUCAAUGGAAAGUGCUCCGAUCCGUGUGCGAACGAGAAGGCUUGCGGACGGAAUGCUCUUUGCACUGUGUCCGAGCACCGGAUGCUCUGCUACUGCCCGGAUGGAUAUGAAGGCGAGCCCAGCAAGGAGUGCGUGCAGUUCGAGUGCCGUGUGGACACCGAUUGCGACAGCAAUAAGCGCUGCGAUCAAGGAAAGUGCCGCAAUCCUUGCCUGGAGUAUGGAGCUUGUGGAACGAAUGCUCAGUGUCGAGUUGUCGGUCGCAAGGCCCAAUGUUCAUGUCCGCCGGACUUCUUUGGCAAUCCGACUAGUGAGUGCCGACCGCUGGAAGGUGGAUGCUCUAGCAAACCCUGCGGUGAGAACUCCAAGUGUACUGAAGUGCCCGGAGGCUAUGAAUGCGCUUGCAUGGACGGCUGCAUUGGAGAUGCCCACCAGGGAUGCCUUUGCGGCGGACCUCUAGUGAAUGCCUGUCGCGAUCAACCGUGCGGUCUGAAUGCCGCCUGCCACGUAUUGGAAAACAAUCAAGCCGAGUGCUACUGCCCGGAGGACUUCCCCAAUGGUGAUGCUUAUGUACAAUGUUACUUGACUACGCCGAAGCAGGAUUGUCGUACCCUUGGAUGCGAAGUCGGCGGCUGUGUACGCCAGGGCUAUGAAUACGUUUGCCAGCAGGACACCGAACAAUGCUACUCAGAUACGGAUUGUCCCAGUGAAAAGUCAUGCCUCCAAGGACACUGCAGCGAUCCUUGUACAAUGCGUGGCGUGUGUGGUUUGAAUGCUCUCUGCAAAACCGUACUGCAUCGACCGCGCUGCUCCUGCCCCAGUUGCCACAUCGGUCGGCCAGAGAUCGAGUGUAAGUCUGAUCCCAAGUGCGUGGCCGAGGACACGGAUCCAAAGACCAAGGAGCAGAUCCCAUGCUCCACAGACUCCGAGUGUCCAGAGACAUUGCAGUGCGGCCAGUACGGCCAAUGCACAGAUCCGUGCAACAAUCCGCUCUUCAUCUGCGAGAGCAACAAGAAGUGCGAGACGCGACGCCACCAGCCCGUUUGUAUCUGCAAAUCGGGCUUCAUAGUGAAUGAGUACGGAGAACUGACGUGCGCCCCGGACAAGCGGGAGUGCUAUCGCGACGAUGACUGCGCCUCGAACAUGGCCUGCUCCGAUGGCAAGUGCCGCAAUCCCUGCAUCGUGCCCCUGGGCCGAGCCGCAAUCUGUGCCGAGAACAAGUCCUGCGAGGUGCAGAACCACAAGCCAGUCUGCAUUUGCAUGCGCGACUGCCAGCCAUCCAUAUCGAUUUGCCUGCGCGACGCCGGCUGUCCGGCUAGCCAGGCUUGCCGGAAGCUCAAGUGCGUCGAUCCGUGCGAGUUUGCCACAUGCGCACCCAACUCGCCAUGCAUUGUCGAGGAUCACAAGCCGAUAUGUAAAUUCUGCCCAGCUGGAUUUAUAGCCGAUGCCAAGAAUGGAUGUCAAAAAGCUAAGCCAGGUGGAAACUGUACGUCAAACACAGAUUGCAGUCAAGCGCACCAAUGUGGAUCGUCGGGAAAAUGUAUCGACCCCUGCCUCACUUCCUGUGCAGGCGGAGUAAAGUGUGUUGUAUCAGCACAUAGGGUUACUAUAUGUACUUGUCCAGCCACCUUAACAAACAACACAGAUUCGAACUGCACCUCGACAGACAUAACAGUCGGGACUACAACGCAAAGAAUUGAAACUACAACAGACUUCAUUAACGUAAAAUACACUGUAAUGCAAUUGGCAAAUCAAACUGAAAUGAGAACCCGCUUUACCGAUAUAGAAGCCGAAAACGAAACAACAGGUCCUUACACAACCACAACAGAGUCCUAUAAGACGACUAAGCAACUUUCUUCUAACCCAGAAACAGAGACACCCACAACUUUACCUUCACGCCCAACAACUAGACCAUUUACUGAUCAAACGACUGAAUUUACUAGUGAAAUUCCCACUAUCACACCAAUGGAGGGAUCUACUCCCACACCAUCACAUCUAGAAACCACUGUCGCAUCAAUCACCUCAGAAUCCACUACCAGAGAAGUAUAUACCAUCAAGCCCUUCGAUAGAUCUACUCCCACUCCAGUAUCGCCGGACACUACUGUUCCAUCAAUCACUUUUGAAACCACCACAAAUAUUCCGAUUGGAACAACACGAGGGCAAGUGACAGAACAGACUACAUCUUCUCCCAGCGAAAAGAGAACUACAAUACGUGUUGAAGAAUCUACACUUCCUUCUAGGUCAACGGAUAGAACCACUCCAUCCGAAAGUCCUGAGACACCCACAAUAUUACCUUCAGACUCCACUACUCGAACUUACUCAGAUCAAACGACUGAAUCUACUAGAGACGUUCCAACCACCCGGCCAUUUGAGGCAUCUACUCCCAGUCCAGCAUCUCUGGAAACAACUGUUCCAUCAGUUACUUUAGAAACCACUACAAAUGAUCCAAUCGGUUCAACAGGUGGGCAAGUGACAGAACAAACUACAUCUUCUCCGAGCGAAGUCAGAACUACAAUAGGUCUUGAAGAAUCUACACUUCCUUCAAGGUCAACGGAUAGAACUACUCCAUCCGAAAGUCCUGAGACACCCACAACAUUACCUUCAGACUUCAUAACUAGACCUCACUCAGAUCAAACGACUGAAUCUACUAGAGACGUUCCAACCACCCGCCCAUUUGAGGCAUCUACUCCCAGUUCAGCAUCUCUGGAAACAACUGUUCCAUCAGUUACUUUAGAAACCACUACAAAUGUUCCAAUCGGUUCAACAGGUGGGCAAGUGACAGAACAAACUACAUCUUCUCCGAGCGAAGUGAGAACUACAAUACGCGUUGAAGAAUCUACACUUCCUUCAAGGUCAGCGGAUAGAACUACUCCAUCCGAAAGUCCUGAGACACCAACAACAUUACCUUCAGACUUCACAACUAGACCUCACUCAGAACAAACAACUGAAUCUACUAGAGACGUUCCAACCACCCGCCCAUUUGAGGCAUCCACUCCCAGUCCAGCAUCUCUGGAAACAACUGUUCCAUCAGUUACUUUAGAAACCACUACAAAUGUUCCAAUCGGUUCAACAGGUGGGCAAGUGACAGGACAAACUACAUCUUCUCCGAGCGAAGUGAGAACUACAAUACGCGUUGAAGAAUCUACACUUCCUUCAAGGUCAGCGGAUAGAACUACUCCAUCCGAAAGUCCUGAGACACCCACAACAUUACCUUCAGACUUCAUAACUAGACCUCACUCAGAAAAAACAACUGAAUCUACCAGAGACGUUCCAACCACCCGCCCAUUUGAGGCAUCUACUCCCAGUUCAGCAUCUCUGGAAACAACUGUUCCAUCAGUUACUUUAGAAACCACUACAAAUGUUCCAAUCGGUUCAACAGGUGGGCAAGUGACAGAACAAACUACAUCUUCUCCGAGCGAAGUCAGAACUACAAUACGUGUUGAAGAAUCUACACUUCCUUCAAGGUCAGCGGAUAGAACUACUCUAUCCGAAAGUCCUGAGACACCCACAACAUUACCUUCAGACUUCACAAUUAGACCUCACUCAGAACAAACGACUGAAUCAACUAGAGACGUUCCAACCACCAGGCCAUUUGAGGCAUCUACUCCCAGUCCAGCAUCUCUGGAAACUACUGUUCCAUCAGUCACUUCAGAAACCACUACAAAUGUUCCAAUUGGUUCAACAGGUGGGCAAGUGACAGGACAGACUACUGCACCGCCGAGCGAAUUCAGAACUACAAUACGUGUUGAAGAAUCUACACUUCCUUCUAGGUCAACGGAUAGAACCACUCCAUCCGAAAGUCCUGAGACACCCACAAUAUUACCUUCAGACUCCACUACUCGAACUUACUCAGAUCAAACGACUGAAUCUACUAGAGACGUUCCAACCACCCGGCCAUUUGAGGCAUCUACUCCCAGUCCAGCAUCUCUGGAAACAACUGUUCCAUCGGUUACUUUAGAAACCACUACAAAUGUUCCAAUCGGUUCAACAGGUGGGCAAGUGACAGAACAAACUACAUCUUCUCCGAGCGAAGUGAGAACUACAAUACGCGUUGAAGAAUCUACACUUCCUUCAAGGUCAGCGGAUAGAACUACUCCAUCCGAAAGUCCUGAGACACCCACAACAUUACCUUCAGACUUCAUAACUAGACCUCACUCAGAAAAAACAACUGAAUCUACCAGAGACGUUCCAACCACCCGCCCAUUUGAGGCAUCUACUCCCAGUUCAGCAUCUCUGGAAACAACUGUUCCAUCAGUUACUUUAGAAACCACUACAAAUGUUCCAAUCGGUUCAACAGGUGGGCAAGUGACAGAACAAACUACAUCUUCUCCGAGCGAAGUGAGAACUACAAUACGCGUUGAAGAAUCUACACUUCCUUCAAGGUCAGCGGAUAGAACUACUCCAUCCGAAAGUCCUGAGACACCCACAACAUUACCUUCAGACUUCAUAACUAGACCUCACUCAGAAAAAACAACUGAAUCUACCAGAGACGUUCCAACCACCCGCCCAUUUGAGGCAUCUACUCCCAGUUCAGCAUCUCUGGAAACAACUGUUCCAUCAGUUACUUUAGAAACCACUACAAAUGUUCCAAUCGGUUCAACAGGUGGGCAAGUGACAGAACAAACUACAUCUUCUCCGAGCGAAGUCAGAACUACAAUACGUGUUGAAGAAUCUACACUUCCUUCAAGGUCAACGGAUAGAACUACUCCAUCCGAAAGUCCUGAAACACCAACAACAUUACCUUCAGACUUCACAACUAGACCUCACUCAGAACAAACGACUGAAUCUACUAGAGACGUUCCAACCACCCGGCCAUUUGAGGCAUCUACUCCCAGUCCAGCAUCUCUGGAAACAACUGUUCCAUCAGUUACUUUAGAAACCACUACAAAUGUUCCAAUCGGUUCAACAGGUGGGCAAGUGACAGAACAAACUACAUCUUCUCCGAGCGAAGUCAGAACUACAAUACGUGUUGAAGAAUCUACACUUCCUUCAAGGUCAGCGGAUAGAACUACUCCAUCCGAAAGUCCUGAGACACCCACAACAUUACCUUCAGACUUCAUAACUCGAACUUACUCAGAUCAAACGACUGAAUCUACUAGAGACGUUCCAACCACCCGGCCAUUUGAGGCAUCUACUCCCAGUCCAGCAUCUCUGGAAACUACUGUUCCAUCAGUCACUUCAGAAACCACUACAAAUGUUCCAAUUGGUUCAACAGGUGGGCAAGUGACAGGACAGACUACUGCACCGCCGAGCGAAUUCAGAACUACAAUACGUGUUGAAGAAUCUACACUUCCUUCAAGGUCAACGGAUAGAACUACUCCAUCCGAAAGUCCUGAGACACCCACAACAUUACCUUCAGACUUCACAACUAGACCUCACUCAGAUCAAACGACUGAAUCUACUAGAGACGUUCCAACCACCAGGCCAUUUGAGGCAUCUACUCCCAGUCCAGCAUCUCUGGAAACUACUGUUCCAUCAGUUACUUUAGAAACCACUACAAAUGUUCCAAUCGGUUCAACAGGUGGGCAAGUGACAGAACAAACUACAUCUUCUCCGAGCGAAGUGAGAACUACAAUACGCGUUGAAGAAUCUACACUUCCUUCAAGGUCAGCGGAUAGAACUACUCCAUCCGAAAGUCCUGAGACACCAACAUUACCUUCAGACUUCACAACUAGACCUCACUCAGAACAAACGACUGAAUCUACUAGAGACGUUCCGGCCACCAGGCCAUUUGAGGCAUCUACUCCCAGUCCAGCAUCUCUGGAAACUACUGUUCCAUCAGUCACUUCAGAAGCCACUACAAAUGUUCCAAUCGGUUCAACAGGUGGGCAAGUGACAGAACAAACUACAUCUUCUCCGAGCGAAGUCAGAACUACAAUACGUGUUGAAGAAUCUACACUUCCUUCAAGGUCAACGGAUAGAACUUCUCCAUCCGAAAGUCCUGAAACACCAACAACAUUACCUUCAGACUUCACAACUAGACCUCACUCAGAUCAAACGACUGAAUGUACUAGAGACGUUCCAACCACCCGCCCAUUUGAGGCAUCUACUCCCAGUUCAGCAUCUCUGGAAACAACUGUUCCAUCAGUUACUUUAGAAACCACUACAAAUGUUCCAAUCGGUUCAACAGGUGGGCAAGUGACAGAACAAACUACAUCUUCUCCGAGCGAAGUGAGAACUACAAUACGCGUUGAAGAAUCUACACUUCCUUCAAGGUCAGCGGAUAGAACUACUCCAUCCGAAAGUCCUGAGACACCAACAUUACCUUCAGACUUCACAACUAGACCUCACUCAGAACAAACGACUGAAUCUACUAGAGACGUUCCAACCACCAGGCCAUUUGAGGCAUCUACUCCCAGUUCAGCAUCUCUGGAAACAACUGUUCCAUCAGUUACUUUAGAAACCACUACAAAUGUUCCAAUCGGUUCAACAGGUGGGCAAGUGACAGAACAAACUACAUCUUCUCCGAGCGAAUUCAGAACUACAAUACGCGUUGAAGAAUCUACACUUCCUUCAAGGUCAGCGGAUAGAACUACUCCAUCCGAAAGUCCUGAGACACCAACAUUACCUUCAGACUUCACAACUAGACCUCACUCAGAACAAACGACUGAAUCUACUAGAGACGUUCCAACCACCAGGCCAUUUGAGGCAUCUACUCCCAGUCCAGCAUCUCUGGAAACUACUGUUCCAUCAGUCACUUCAGAAACCACUACAAAUGUUCCAAUUGGUUCAACAGGUGGGCAAGUGACAGGACAGACUACUGCACCGCCGAGCGAAGUCAGAACUACAAUACGUGUUGAAGAAUCUACACUUCCUUCUAGGUCAACGGAUAGAACCACUCCAUCCGAAAGUCCUGAGACACCCACAAUAUUACCUUCAGACUCCACUACUCGAACUUACUCAGAUCAAACGACUGAAUCUACUAGAGACGUUCCAACCACCCGGCCAUUUGAGGCAUCUACUCCCAGUCCAGCAUCUCUGGAAACAACUGUUCCAUCGGUUACUUUAGAAACCACUACAAAUGUUCCAAUCGGUUCAACAGGUGGGCAAGUGACAGGACAGACUACUGCAACGCCGAGCGAAGUCAGAACUACAAUAGGUGUUGAAGAAUCUACACUUCCUUCAAGGUCAACGGAUAGAACUUCUCCAUCCGAAAGUCCUGAGACACCCACAACAUUACCUUCAGACUUCACAACUAGACCUCACUCAGAUCAAACGACUGAAUCAACUAGAGACGUUCCAACCACCCGGCCAUUUGAGGCAUCUACUCCCAGUCCAGCAUCUCUGGAAACUACUGUUCCAUCAGUCACUUCAGAAACCACUACAAAUGUUCCAAUUGGUUCAACAGGUGGGCAAGUGACAGAACAAACUACAUCUUCUCCGAGCGAAGUCAGAACUACAAUAGGUCUUGAAGAAUCUACACUUCCUUCAAGGUCAACGGAUAGAACUUCUCCAUCCGAAAGUCCUGAGACACCCACAACAUUACCUUCAGACUUCAUAACUAGACCUCACUCAGAUCAAACGACUGAAUCUACUAGAGACGUUCCAACCACCAGGCCAUUUGAGGCAUCUACUCCCAGUCCAGCAUCUCUGGAAACUACUGUUCCAUCAGUCACUUCAGAAACUACUACAAAUGUUCCAAUUGGUUCAACAGGUGGGCAAGUGACAGGACAGACUACUGCACCGCCGAGCGAAGUCAGAACUACAAUAGGUGUUGAAGAAUCUACACUUCCUUCAAGGUCAACGGAUAGAACUUCUCCAUCCGAAAGUCCUGAGACACCCACAACAUUACCUUCAGACUUCAUAACUAGACCUCACUCAGAACAAACGACUGAAUCUACUAGAGACGUUCCAACCACCCGUCCAUUUGAGGCAUCUACUCCCAGUCCAGCAUCUCUGAAAACAACUGUUCCAUCAGUCACUUCAGAAGCCACUACAAAUGUUCCAAUCGGUUCAACAGGUCAACGGAUAGGAACUACUCCAUCCGAAAGUCCUGAAACACCAACAACAUUACCUUCAGACUUCACAACUAGACCUCACUCAGAAAAAACAACUGAAUCUACUAGAGACGUUCCAACCACCCGACCAUUCGAGACAUCUACUCCCAGUCCAGCAUCUCUGGAAACAACUGUUCCAUCAGUUACUUUAGAAACCACUACAAAUGUUCCAAUCGGUUCAACAGGUGGGCAAGUGACAGAACAAACUACAUCUUCUCCGAGCGAAGUGAGAACUACAAUACGCGUUGAAGAAUCUACACUUCCUUCAAGGUCAGCGGAUAGAACUACUCCAUCCGAAAGUCCUGAGACACCAACAUUACCUUCAGACUUCACAACUAGACCUCACUCAGAACAAACGACUGAAUCUACUAGAGACGUUCCAACCACCAGGCCAUUUGAGGCAUCUACUCCCAGUCCAGCAUCUCUGGAAACUACUGUUCCAUCAGUCACUUCAGAAACUACUACAAAUGUUCCAAUUGGUUCAACAGGUGGGCAAGUGACAGGACAGACUACUGCACCGCCGAGCGAAGUCAGAACUACAAUAGGUGUUGAAGAAUCUACACUUCCUUCAAGGUCAACGGAUAGAACUUCUCCAUCCGAAAGUCCUGAGACACCCACAACAUUACCUUCAGACUUCAUAACUAGACCUCACUCAGAACAAACGACUGAAUCUACUAGAGACGUUCCAACCACCCGUCCAUUUGAAGCAUCUACUCCCAGUCCAGCAUCUCUGAAAACAACUGUUCCAUCAGUCACUUCAGAAGCCACUACAAAUGUUCCAAUCGGUUCAACAGGUGGGCAAGUGACAGAACAAACUACAUCUUCUCCGAGCGAAGUCAGAACUACAAUACGUGUUGAAGAAUCUACACUUCCUUCAAGGUCAACGGAUAGAACUACUCCAUCCGAAAGUCCUGAAACACCAACAACAUUACCUUCAGACUUCACAACUAGACCUCACUCAGAAAAAACAACUGAAUCUACUAGAGACGUUCCAACCACCCGACCAUUCGAGACAUCUACUCCCAGUCCAGCAUCUCUGGAAACAACUGUUCCAUCAGUUACUUUAGAAACCACUACAAGUGUUCCAAUGGGUUCAACAGGUGGGCAAGUGACAGGACAGACUACUGCACCGCCGAGCGAAGUCAGAACUACAAUACGUGUUGAAGAAUCUACACUUCCUUCAAGGUCAACGGAUAGAACUUCUCCAUCCGAAAGUCCUGAGACACCCACAACAUUACCUUCAGACUUCAUAACUAGACCUCACUCAGAAAAAACAACUGAAUCUACUAGAGACGUUCCAACCACCCGCCCAUUUGAGGCAUCUACUCCCAGUUCAGCAUCUUCUGGAAACAACUGUUCCAUCAGUUACUUUAGAAACCACUACAAAUGUUCCAAUCGGUUCAACAGGUCAGCGGAUAGAACUACUCCAUCCGAAAGUCCUGAGACACCAACAUUACCUUCAGACUUCACAACUAGACCUCACUCAGAACAAACGACUGAAUCUACUAGAGACGUUCCAACCACCAGGCCAUUUGAGGCAUCUACUCCCAGUCCAGCAUCUCUGGAAACUACUGUUCCAUCAGUCACUUCAGAAACCACUACAAAUGUUCCAAUUGGUUCAACAGGUGGGCAAGUGACAGGACAGACUACUGCACCGCCGAGCGAAGUCAGAACUACAAUACGUGUUGAAGAAUCUACACUUCCUUCUAGGUCAACGGAUAGAACCACUCCAUCCGAAAGUCCUGAGACACCCACAAUAUUACCUUCAGACUUCACAACUAGACCUCACUCAGAUCAAACGACUGAAUCUACUAGAGACGUUCCAACCACCCGGCCAUUUGAGGCAUCUACUCCCAGACCAGUAACUCUAGAAACUGCUGUUCCAUCGGUUACUUUAGAAACCACUACAAAUGUUCCAAUCGGUUCAACAGGUGGGCAAGUGACAGGACAGACUACUGCAACGCCGAGCGAAGUCAGAACUACAAUACGUGUUGAAGAAUCUACACUUCCUUCAAGGUCAACGGAUAGAACUACUCCAUCCGAAAGUCCUGAGACACCCACAACAUUACCUUCAGACUUCACAACUAGACCUCACUCAGAUCAAACGACUGAAUCAACUAGAGACGUUCCAACCACCCGGCCAUUUGAGGCAUCUACUCCCAGUCCAGCAUCUCUGGAAACUACUGUUCCAUCAGUCACUUCAGAAACCACUACAAAUGUUCCAAUUGGUUCAACAGGUGGGCAAGUGACAGAACAAACUACAUCUUCUCCGAGCGAAGUCAGAACUACAAUAGGUCUUGAAGAAUCUACACUUCCUUCAAGGUCAACGGAUAGAACUUCUCCAUCCGAAAGUCCUGAGACACCCACAACAUUACCUUCAGACUUCAUAACUAGACCUCACUCAGAUCAAACGACUGAAUCAACUAGAGACGUUCCAACCACCCGGCCAUUUGAGGCAUCUACUCCCAGUCCAGCAUCUCUGGAAACUACUGUUCCAUCAGUCACUUCAGAAACCACUACAAAUGUUCCAAUUGGUUCAACAGGUGGGCAAGUGACAGAACAAACUACAUCUUCUCCGAGCGAAGUCAGAACUACAAUAGGUCUUGAAGAAUCUACACUUCCUUCAAGGUCAACGGAUAGAACUUCUCCAUCCGAAAGUCCUGAGACACCCACAACAUUACCUUCAGACUUCAUAACUAGACCUCACUCAGAUCAAACGACUGAAUCUACUAGAGACGUUCCAACCACCCGCCCAUUUGAGGCAUCUACUCCCAGUUCAGCAUCUCUGGAAACAACUGUUCCAUCAGUUACUUUAGAAACCACUACAAAUGUUCCAAUCGGUUCAACAGGUGGGCAAGUGACAGAACAAACUACAUCUUCUCCGAGCGAAGUGAGAACUACAAUACGCGUUGAAGAAUCUACACUUCCUUCAAGGUCAACGGAUAGAACUACUCCAUCCGAAAGUCCUGAAACACCAACAACAUUACCUUCAGACUUCACAACUAGACCUCACUCAGAUCAAACGACUGAAUCUUCUAGAGACGUUCCAACCACCCAGCCAUUUGAGGCAUCUACUCCCAGACCAGUAACUCUACAAACUGCUGUUCUACCAGUAACUUCAGAAACCACUACAAAUGUUCCAAUCGGUUCAACAGGUGGGCAAGUGACAGAACAAACUACAUCUUCUCCGAGCGAAGUCAGAACUACAAUACGUGUUGAAGAAUCUACACUUCCUUCAAGGUCAACGGAUAGAACUACUCCAUCCGAAAGUCCUGAAACACCAACAACAUUACCUUCAGACUUCACAACUAGACCUCACUCAGAUCAAACGACUGAAUCUUCUAGAGACGUUCCAACCACCCAGCCAUUUGAGUCAUCUACUCCCAGACCAGUAACUCUAGAAACUGCUGUUCCACCAGUAACUUCAGAAACCACCACAAAUGUUCCAAUCGGUUCAACAGGUGGGCAAGUGACAGAACAGACUACACCUUCUCCGAGCGAAGUCAGAACUACAAUACGUAUUGAAGAAUCUACAUUUCCGUCAAGGUCAACGGAUAGAACUACUCCAUCUGAAAGUCCUGAGACACCCACAACAUUACCUUCAGACUUCACAACUAGACCUCACUCAGAUCAAACGACUGAAUCUACUAGAGACGUUCCAACCACCCGGCCAUUUGAGUCAUCUACUCCCAGACCAGUAACUCUAGAAAUUGCUGUUCCCCCAGUAACUUCAGAAACCACUACAAAUGUUGCAAUCGGUUCAACAGGUGGGCAAGUGACAGAACAAACUACAUCUUCUCCGAGCGAAGUCAGAACUACAAUACGUGUUGAAGAAUCUACACUUCCUUCAAGGUCAACGGAUAGAACUACUCCAUCCGAAAGUCCUGAAACACCAACAACAUUACCUUCAGACUUCACAACUAGACCUCACUCAGAUCAAACGACUGAAUCUACUAGAGACGUUCCAACCACCCGGCCAUUUGAGGCAUCUACUCCCAGUCCAGCAUCUCUGGAAACAACUGUUCCAUCAGUUACUUUAGAAACCACUACAAGUGUUCCAAUGGGUUCAACAGGUGGGCAAGUGACAGGACAGACUACUGCACCGCCGAGCGAAGUCAGAACUACAAUACGCGUUGAAGAAUCUACACUUCCUUCGAGGUCAACGGAUAGAACUCCUCCAUCCGAAAGUCCUGAGACACCCACAACAUUACCUUCAGACUUCACAACUAGACCUCACUCAGAUCAAACGACUGAAUCUUCUAGAGACGUUCCAACCACCCAGCCAUUUGAGUCAUCUACUCCCAGACCAGUAACUCUAGAAAUUGCUGUUCCCCCAGUAACUUCAGAAACCACUACAAAUGUUCCAAUCGGUUCAACAGGUGGGCAAGUGACAGGACAGACUACUGCAACGCCGAGCGAAGUCAGAACUACAAUAGGUGUUGAAGAAUCUACACUUCCUUCAAGGUCAACGGAUAGAACUACUCCAUCCGAAAGUCCUGAGACACCCACAACAUUACCUUCAGACUUCACAACUAGACCUCACUCAGAUCAAACGACUGAAUCUACUAGAGACGUUCCAACCACCCGGCCAUUUGAGGCAUCUACUCCCAGUCCAGCAUCUCUGGAAACAACUGUUCCAUCAGUUACUUUAGAAACCACUACAAAUGUUCCAAUCGGUUCAACAGGUGGGCAAGUGACAGGACAGACUACUGCAACGCCGAGCGAAGUCAGAACUACAAUAGGUGUUGAAGAAUCUACACUUCCUUCAAGGUCAACGGAUAGAACUACUCCAUCCGAAAGUCCUGAGACACCCACAACAUUACCUUCAGACUUCACUACUAGACCUCACUCAGAUCAAACGACUGAAUCUACUAGAGACGUUCCAACCACCCGGCCAUUUGAGGCAUCUACUCCCAGACCAGUAACUCUAGAAACUGCUGUUCCAUCAGUAACUUCAGAAACCACCACAAAUGUUCCAAUUGGUUCAACAGUAACUUCAGAAACCACCACAAAUGUUCCAAUUGGUUCAACAGGUGGGCAAGUGGCAGGACAGACAACUGCACCGCCGAGCGAAGUCAGAACUACAAUACGCGUUGAAGAAUCUACACUUCCUUCAAGGUCAGCGGAUAGAACUACUCCAUCCGAAAGUCCUGAGACACCAACAACAUUACCUUCAGACUUCACAACUAGACCUCACUCAGAACAAACGACUGAAUCUACUAGAGACGUUCCAACCACCCGGCCAUUUGAGGCAUCUACUCCCAGUCCAGCAUCUCUGGAAACAACUGUUCCAUCAGUCACUUCUGAAACCACUACAAAUGUUCCAAUUGGUUCAACAGGUGGGCAAUUGACAGAACAGAGUACAUCUUCUCCGAGCGAAGUGAGAACAACAAUACGUGUUGAAGAAUCUACACUUCCUUCAAGGUCAACGGAUAGAACUUUUCCAUCCGAAAGUCCUGAGAAACCCACAACAUUACCUUCAGACUUCACUACUAGACCUCACUUAGAACAAACAACUGAAUCUACUAGAGACGUUCUUACCACCCGUCCAUUUGAGACAUCUACUCCCAGUCCAGUAUCUCUGGAAACUACCGUUCCAUCAGUCACUUCAGAAACCUCUACAAAUGUUCCAAUUGGUUCAACAGGUGGGCAAGUGACAGAACAGACUACUGCACCUCCGAGCGUCAGAACAACUGAAACUAUAGUAAAAUCUACUCAUCCUGCAGUUUCACCCGAUACAACUAUUCCAUCCGAAAUUCCAGCCACGAGAGUACCUUUAGAGUCAACUACUCGGCUAUAUACUGACCAAACAAUUCCACCUGGAUCAACGGACAGAACAACUUCAUCCGAAAGACCGGACGAAAGCACUAGAUUAACCAGUGAAGAAUCAACAGAAACUACUAGGCCAGUACCAACUGUGAGCCCAAGGGAUGCAUUAGAGACGACAGUUACUUCAUUAAUCACAGAAACAACCAAAACUACUUCUGGUGGUACACCACGAGGACAAGUGACAGAACGGACUACCAAAUCGGUCAGCGAAUUAACGACUGGGCGCUCAAGUGACGUAGUGACAGAGCGUACUAUGCCAAGUAAUAUUUCGUCAACUACGACUGUUUUCAACAAUUCGGAACCCGUUUCGGAUAAUUUGCCAACUACAAUAAGCAUUACAGUGACAGAUAGCCCAACGACAGUACCUGUACCGACUUGUAAAACAGACUAUGACUGCUUGGACGAACAGACCUGCAUUGGCGGACAGUGCAUAUCGCCCUGUGAAUACUUCACUAAUCUCUGCACGGUGCAGAAUCUGACCAUUUGUCGUACAUUGAACCACACCACAAAGUGCUACUGUGAUACCGACGAUGAUGUAAAUAGACCCGAUUGCUCUAUGAAAGCAGAGAUUGGAUGCGCAUCGAGUGAUGAGUGUCCGUCCCAGCAGGCGUGCAUUAAUGCUCUUUGUGUGGAUCCUUGCACCUUUAACAAUCCCUGCAGCCGUAAUGAAGAUUGCCGAGUUUUUAACCACCAGCCAUUGUGCUCAGCCGAGCAUGGUCGCACGCCUGGAUGCGAGCAUUGUCCACCAGGCGCGAACUGCGAUCCAACAACCGGUGCUUGUAUAAAGGCUAAUGUAACAAUAACAACUAUUACUACCAAGAACUCCACAUCUACCAAGAUACCAACGAAACCAAGAACAACAGCUAACCCAAACACAGGCGUCAAAACGACGCCGACAACCACAAGGGUCACCACAAGAAAUACCACCACGACCACAACCACUACUACCACUUCCUCCACUAGCACUGAAUCGAGCACAAUCACAAGCGCUACUAACCAGACCAGUAAGAACCAAAAACCAGACACUGAAAGCACCACCUCCCACACCGAUGCCACGAGGCGGUAUCGCGAUGGUGAGAACAAUAUCACCGAUACUCCGACACCGAGGCCCACGAUCCAGACGACCACGCUGCGGGGCGAAGGUGUCAUGGGUGACAGUCAGAGGCGGUCCACUACGACGCCCAAAAUGAAGACCACCCGGCUGGAUACUUCCAACGAGGUACCAGAUACCACAUCGCCGUGGCCAAUAGAGCUGCCCACAACGGAGGGCACCACCACGGAAGUCUACAACACCAUGUUUGCCCCGGUGGUCAACACCACUGACACCUCAUUAAUUAACCCAUGUACAGUAGAUACUAAUUGUGCCCCUAACGAGCACUGCAAACUGGGCCAUUGCCGUAAAAAAGAACCGCCGGGUUCACCGAAAACACCCGAACCCUGCCAAUCUAACAACGACUGUAUUGAGAGCGAGGCCUGUUACAUGGGUUUGUGCCAGGAUCCUUGUGAGUUUGCCAAGAUCUGUGCCGCGACUGCCAAGUGCACGGCCAAGAGUCAUCGACCAGUGUGCACCUGUCCGCAGGGCCAUGAGGGCAAUCCGAUGGUCAAAUGUGUAACCACUCAAACCUCAAUUGAAUGCACUGACGAUUCGGACUGCGGUGUCACGGAAGCGUGCAUCAACCAACUUUGCCAGCAUCCUUGCGAUGUUCACGAUCCUUGUGCCACGAAUGCUGUUUGCAUCAACAGCAACCACGCAGCUGACUGCAGUUGCGCGGAUGGCUUCCAGGGCAAUGGAUUUGUUGGCUGUCAGCCAGCACGUUCCCAUGUCUGCCAAUACAACGAGGACUGUCCACCGACGAAGCUCUGCGAUCGCCUAAACCGACGCUGCAUCAAUCCCUGCCAAGAGGACUCUUGCGGCGAGAAUGCCGAGUGCAUACCCGUGAACCAUGGCACUGAAUGUCGCUGCCUGCCCGGAUUUCUGGGCAACGCCUACGUGCAGUGUCUCCCUAGUCAGGGAUGCCGCUCCGAUUCCGAAUGUGAUUCGAGUCAGGCCUGCAUCAACGGAAAGUGCUCAUCGCCCUGCCAGUGUGGAGCCUAUGCCCUCUGCGAUGUGGUUAAUCAUCGUGGUGUUUGCAAAUGCCCUCCCGGCUACAACGGAAAUCCCAAGGUGGGCUGCAGUCCGCCUCAAGAUCCAUGCGACCCCAAUCCAUGUGGCUUAAAUGCCUUGUGCGAACUGGACAAUGGCAACCCCAUCUGCUACUGCCCGAAGGGUCUUACCGGAAAUCCGUUCAAAAAUUGCAUUCCUGAGGGAGAUGAGUGCACACCGAAUCCCUGUGGUCCCAACUCUGGAUGUCGUCGCGUAGGUGGAAACCCGGUGUGCUUCUGUCUGCCGGAAUAUGAGGGUCAACCACCGUCGAUUCCUUGUGAGCUACCUUCCAAUCCCUGCGACCCAUCGCCUUGCGGACCGAAUACUCAGUGCUCUGUGCUCAGCAAUGGGUUCUCCAAGUGCACUUGUCUGCCGAACUAUGUGGAGAGUCCGAACACCAUCCGUGGAUGUGUUGAACCUAUUAACCCGUGUGACCCGAACCCUUGUGGAACUGGUGCAAUCUGCGAUUCAUCACGUCACCCCGUGUGUUACUGCCCGGACAACAAGAUUGGCAAUCCUUUCAGACUGUGCGACAAACCUGCAGUUACCAUUGAACUUUGCCAGCCAGGACCAUGUGGUCGAAAUGCCGAGUGCUAUGUGGCUGGAAAUCGCGAGGAGUGCUACUGCCGCUCGGGAUAUGUGGGAGAUGCUUACCAGGGAUGCCGUGAACCGAGUCGCACCGUUUGCGACCCCAAUCCUUGUGGACCCAAUGCCAACUGCGUUGUGGCUGGCGACGGACAAACGGCAUGCGUUUGUCCUGACGGUUUGUCAGGAGAUCCCACGUCCGUAAUUGGCUGUCAUGGCUACGAAUGUCAGGUGGAUGCCGAUUGUCCAAAUAGCAAGGCCUGCAUGGGCUACCGCUGCUACGAUCCCUGUCCAGGAGCAUGUGGCCAAGGAGCUCACUGCCAAGUGGAGGAACAUCACCCAGUUUGCUCUUGUAACUCCGGCUUGACUGGUAACCCUGGAAUUCGCUGCUAUGCUUUGGACCAUCCCAAAAAGAAUCCUUGCGUUCCUAGCCCUUGUGGCCGAAAUAGCGAGUGCAAGUUGCUAAAUAACCGCGCUGUUUGUUCGUGCAUCCCAGGUUACUUGGGCGAUCCUCAAUCGGGAUGCCAACCUGAGUGCGACAUUAACUCCGAUUGCGGUGAUACCUUGUCGUGCAUUAACCACAAGUGCGUGGAUCCAUGUGCCGGAGCGAUCUGUGGAAUUAAUGCCAUCUGUAAUGUGCGCCAGCAUACGCCAGUAUGUCUUUGCCUGGACGGCUUCGUCGGCGACGCCUUUUUGCAGUGCGUUCCCAUUGGAAUACUGAAGAACGUUUCUCGGGAUCCGUGUGCUCCGUCGCCCUGUGGACCUCAUGACGUUUGUUCGGUGUACGGCGAUGGAGUGGCCCUUUGUGAUCCCUGCUUUGGGCCAAAUGCCCAGCAGAAUCCACGCUGCCGACCCGAGUGCGUCGGCAAUUCGGAUUGUCCGUUUGAUCGCGCCUGUUUGGGUCAGCGUUGUCUGGAUCCCUGUCCCGGAUCCUGUGGCCGGAAUGCUAUCUGUAAUGUCUACGAACAUAAUCCCGUAUGCGCUUGUCCCACAGGACUAUUUGGCAAUCCGUACGAACAGUGCACAACUAAGUCGGUGGUCGAGACGCCACCUCAACCCAGCUGUGCUAAACUCCAUUGCGGUGCCAAUGCGGAGUGCAAGCGUCAGCACAGCGGUCUGGCCUGCGUCUGUCGUAAGGGUUACUUCGGAGACCCUCAUAUUGGUUGUCGGCCAGAAUGUGUUCUUAACAGUGACUGUCCCGCUGAAAAGGCUUGCUUGAACUCCAAGUGCGUGGAAGCGUGUACCGGUGUGUGUGGCGUUAAUGCAGUUUGCCGUGUGGUUAACCAUGCGCCUGUUUGCAUAUGCGCCGAGGGAUAUAGUGGAGAUGCCUCUAUUGCCUGCAAUCCGUUCUACCUGCCACCUCCAGAGCGACCUCAUCCGUGUGAGCCAUCACCAUGCGGACCAAACUCCCGAUGCAAGGCCACCCCUGAUGGCUAUGCAGCCUGUUCCUGCCUGCCGAACUUCAAAGGAGCUCCACCAGUCUGUCAGCCAGAGUGUGUGGUUAGCUCGGAGUGUGCUCCCAACCAGGCAUGUCUGAAUCAGAGGUGCACAGAUCCAUGCCCAGGUAUUUGCGGUGGUGGAGCUCGCUGCGAAGUGCUGAACCAUAACCCCAUCUGCUCCUGUGAGGCCAACUUCGAGGGUGAUCCGUUUGUGGCGUGCUCACCCAUUCAGGAUCCAGGUCGCGACAUCCCUGUGCCAAAGAACCCGUGCGUGCCAUCUCCUUGCGGACCCAACUCCAUUUGCCAGAUUAAACAAAACCGACCAGUCUGCUCCUGUGUGGCCAACUAUAUCGGCAGCCCACCGUAUUGCCGACCGGAGUGCACGCUGAGCAGUGAGUGCCCAUCGGACAAGGCCUGCAUCAACGAAAAGUGCCAGAAUCCGUGUGCCAACGUAUGUGGACACAAUGCCCGUUGUACGGUCAUCGCUCACUCCGCUCACUGCAGUUGUGACGAGGACUACGAGGGAGAUGCCUUCAUUGGUUGCUCUAAGAAGAUUACAGAAAGGCCCGGUGAUCACAUUGAUCCAUGCUACCCUAACCCAUGUGCCGAGAACGCUGUUUGCACGCCAUACAAUAAUGCCGCACGCUGUACCUGCAUUGAGCCCUAUAAUGGCGAUCCUUACAGUACCGGAUGUCGACCGGAAUGUAUCUACAGCUCGGAGUGCCCCUCAUCGCUGGCCUGCAUCAAGCAGCACUGUCGCGAUCCAUGCACGGCUGCUUGUGGAGCGAAUGCCGAAUGUACGGUGGUCAACCACUUACCCUCUUGCAGUUGCACCAGAGGAUUUGAGGGUAAUCCGUUUGACGGAUGCAAACGGGUGGUCGUUGUGCGACCCGAAACCGUGUGUGAACCCAAUCCCUGUGGACCGAACAGCAUUUGUCGCUCUGUAGAGGGACAUCCAACGUGCAGUUGCCAGGUCGGUUACUUCGGAGCUCCGCCACAGUGCAGACCCGAAUGUGUGGUCAGCUCGGAGUGUGCUCAGCAUUUGUCCUGCAUAAAUCAGAAGUGUAUGGAUCCGUGUGUGGGCACUUGUGGAUUCAACGCCAAAUGUCAAGUCAACAACCACAAUCCUAUUUGCUCCUGUCCAGCCAACUAUGAGGGAAAUCCAUUUGAGCAAUGCAUGCCCAAACCCGCAGAACCAACUCGCAACGUAGAUCCAUGCCUUCCCAGCCCAUGCGGUUCCAAUUCCAUUUGCCGAAAUGUGAACAAUAGGGCAGAGUGCUCUUGUGCGCCAGGAAUGUUUGGAGCACCACCGAACUGUCGACCUGAAUGUGUGAUUAACCAGGAUUGCCCAUCAAAUCGAGCUUGUAUACGGCAGCGGUGUGAGGAUCCUUGCAUUGGCAUUUGUGGCUUCAAUGCCGUGUGCUCCACGCAGAACCACCAGCCCAAGUGCAGUUGCAUUGAAAGCUUUGAGGGUGAUCCGUACACCGCCUGCAAAAUGCGUGAGAUCGUGGUGCUAGAUCCACCCACCGAUCCAUGCUAUCCAUCGCCAUGUGGUGCGAAUGCCAUUUGUCGCGUGCGCAACGGAGCCGGCUCCUGUUCCUGCAUCCAAAAUUAUUUCGGUGAUCCCUAUAUCAACUGCCGCCCUGAGUGCGUCCAGAAUAGCGAUUGUCCCAAUAACCGUGCCUGUAUAAACAUGAAGUGCCGCGAUCCCUGCGCCAAUGCCUGUGGAUUUAAUGCCAUUUGCCGGGUGGCUCAUCAUCAGCCCGUCUGUAGUUGUGAACCCCACUUAACAGGCAAUCCACUGCGCGCAUGCGUCGAGAGGCCCUCAAAUAUGUACCUACCCCUGCCCAAAGACCCUUGUAGACCGUCGCCUUGUGGCCUGUUCAGCACUUGUCAUGUAGUUGGGGAGCGUCCUGUGUGUGCCUGCUUGCCAGACUACAUGGGUGCUCCGCCCAACUGCAAGCCCGAGUGUAUGACCAGUGCCGAGUGUCCUUCGGAUAGGGCCUGUAUAAACCAGCGCUGCAAAGAUCCUUGUCCCGGAACAUGUGGCUACAAUGCCCGCUGUCGCUGCACGAAUCAUUCACCAAUAUGCAGUUGCUACGAUGGUUACACCGGGGAUCCGUUCCACCAGUGCGUUCCUGAAAGAAAACCACCACCAAUAGCUGAUCCCAUUGUUCCGCCCAAUCCUUGUGUGCCAUCACCUUGCGGACCCAACUCUCAGUGCCAGGUUUCAAGCAGUGGAGCAGUGUGCUCCUGCGUAACCAAUUACAUAGGACGACCACCUGGUUGUCGGCCAGAGUGCAGUAUUAAUUCCGAGUGUCCGGCCAGAAUGGCCUGCAUCAAUGCUCGUUGUGCCGAUCCGUGCAUCGGAUCGUGUGGAAAUAACGCACUCUGCCAUGUCAGUCUGCAUGCACCGGUGUGCAUGUGUGAGCCCGGAUAUUCCGGCGAUCCGUUCUCCGGCUGCUACAAGAUAAUUGAGACCCCGAUUGAGGUAAUCCAACCGUGCCGUCCCAGCCCAUGCGGCUUAAAUGCCCUUUGCGAGGAGCGGAAUCAAGCCGCCGCCUGCAAGUGUCUUCCGGAAUACUUUGGGGAUCCAUAUGUCGAGUGUCGCCCCGAGUGCGUCAUCAACUCGGACUGUCCCAGGUCGCGAGCCUGUGUCAAUCAAAAGUGCGUGGAUCCCUGUCCGGGAAUGUGUGGUCACAACGCUCUAUGCGCCGUCUUCAACCACGCUCCCAACUGCGAGUGUCUUCCUGGUUAUACGGGCAACCCCAUCGUUGGUUGUCACAUAGUCCCUGAAAGUCCGCGCUAUCCCGACCCAAUAGUGCCUGAAAACCCUUGCCAACCCUCGCCCUGUGGCCUCUACAGCAACUGUCGCCCGGUCAAUGGCCACGCAGUUUGCUCCUGUGUGCCCAGCUACAUCGGCUCUCCUCCCAACUGCCGGCCAGAGUGCAUGAGCAGCUCGGAGUGUGCGCAGGACAAGUCGUGCCUUAACGAGCGCUGCAAGGAUCCCUGCCCAGGCACCUGCGGCAAUAACGCGCUCUGCCGCGUAGUCAACCACAACCCCAUCUGCUCCUGCAGUCCCGGCUUCAGCGGUGAUCCCUUCGUGCGCUGCUUCCCACAAGAGAAGCGACCGCCCAUUACCCAUGACCGCAUCGAUCCGUGCGUGCCCUCGCCAUGUGGGCCCAACUCUGAGUGCCGGGUGUCGGCCGCCAAUGAGCAGGCUGUCUGCUCAUGCUUGCAACAUUACGUGGGUAGGGCGCCAAAUUGCCGACCGGAGUGUACAUCCGAUUCCGAGUGCCCUGGCAAUUUGGCGUGCAUAAAUCUGCGCUGCCGGGAUCCGUGUGUCGGUACCUGCGGCAUACAGACCACCUGCCUUGUAAAUAAUCAUAGACCCAUUUGCCGCUGCAUUGACGGUUAUGCAGGCGAUCCAUUCUCAGAGUGUAGUCCAAAGAUUAAUGUCCCGGUACAAGUGGCACAGCCCUGCAACCCGAGUCCCUGUGGCGCCAAUGCUGUGUGCAAAGAGCGCAAUGGAGUGGGUUCCUGCUCCUGUCUACCGGAGUAUAAUGGAGACCCGUACACGGAGUGCCGCCCAGAGUGCGUGCUCAAUAGUGACUGCUCGAAGAACCGCGCCUGCCUCAACAACAAGUGCCGCGAUCCCUGUCCGGGAGUCUGUGGCGUCUCGGCCGAGUGCCACGUGAUCAACCACGCCCCCAGCUGCAGUUGUCCUUCCGGUUUCACUGGAAAUCCCUCGCAAUUUUGUCGGGAGAUACCAAGAUUGCCCGCUCCCGUUGAACCAUGUCGUCCUUCGCCCUGCGGACCCUACAGCCAGUGCCGUGAGGUUAACGGACAUGCGGUCUGCUCCUGCGUUACCAAUUAUAUUGGCACACCGCCCGCUUGUCGUCCGGAGUGCUCGGUUAGCUCCGAAUGCGCUCAGGACAGAGCAUGUGUGAACCAGCGCUGUGCGGACCCAUGUCCUGGUACCUGUGGCAAUGAGGCUAUCUGCAAAGUGACCAACCACAACCCGAUCUGCUCCUGCCCAGCCGGCUACAGCGGCGAUCCUUUCGUUCGCUGUGCGCCGUGGCAGGAGGAACCGGAGCAACCCAAGUCCAAUGAAAAUCCUUGUGUACCCAGUCCCUGUGGACGCAAUUCCCAGUGUCGUGUCGUGGGCGAGACGGGCGUGUGCUCCUGCCUGCCAAAUUUCGUGGGUAGGGCGCCAAAUUGCCGCCCAGAGUGCACUAUCAACACAGAGUGUCCUGCCAACCUGGCGUGCAUCAAUGAGCGCUGCCAGGAUCCCUGUCCGGGAUCGUGUGGCUUUAAUGCUUUCUGUAGUGUUGUAAACCACUCGCCCAUCUGCACCUGCGACUCUGGUUACACAGGUGACCCAUUCGCCGGCUGUAACCCACAACCUCCAGCCAUACCCGAUGAACGUCUGACUCCCUGCCAACCCUCCCCCUGUGGUCCCAAUGCCGAGUGCCGUGAGCGCAACGGAGCCGGCUCCUGUACUUGUCUGCCGGAAUAUUUCGGUGAUCCGUACAGUGGCUGCCGUCCGGAAUGCGUGGUGAACAGUGAUUGCUCGCGCGACAAGUCGUGUGUCAACCAGAAAUGCGUGGACCCGUGUCCAGGUGUUUGUGGCUUGAACGCCCAGUGUCGUGUGUCCAAUCAUCUUCCCAGUUGCUCAUGCUUGGCUGGAUACACCGGAAAUCCGUCGAGCGCGUGCCGUGAAAUUCCCCAGUUGCCCCCACCACCCGAACGGGAUGAGAACCCCUGUAGACCAUCUCCCUGUGGUCCCUAUAGUCAGUGCCGCGAGGUCGACGGCCAUGCCGUGUGCUCCUGCCUUCAGGGCUUCAUCGGAUCAGCUCCCAACUGCCGGCCCGAGUGCAUCAUUAGCUCGGAUUGCGCCCAAAAUCUUAACUGUCAGAAUCAAAAGUGCGUGGACCCGUGUCCGGGCACUUGUGGCAUCGAGGCGCGCUGCCAGGUCAUUAACCACUAUCCCGCAUGCUCCUGUGCCCCAGGUUUUACCGGAGAUCCCUUCAACCGGUGCACCAAGAUAUUGUUGGAGCCCCCACCCACCGAAAAGUCUGGUAAUCCCUGCAUCCCAUCACCAUGCGGACCCAACUCGAAAUGCCUCGAUGUCCGUGGUUCGCCUGCAUGCUCCUGUUUGCCCGACUAUCUGGGACGUCCGCCAAACUGCCGGCCCGAGUGCCUCAGUAGUGCCGACUGUCCGGCUAACCUGGCCUGUGUGAACCAGCGCUGCUCGAACCCAUGUAUCGGCGCUUGCGGCCUGCACUCCGUGUGCACGGUCAUCAAGCACCGACCAGCAUGCGAGUGUGUGCCAGGUUACACCGGAGAUCCCUUCUCAGGCUGUGCGAUCGUACAGCAAAUCGCCCCGCCGGACGAGACAAGAAAUCCCUGCAAUCCUAGCCCCUGCGGAGCAAAUGCCAUUUGCCGGGAGCGCAAUGGAGCUGGCUCUUGUGCCUGCCUGCCCGAGUACUUUGGUGAUCCGUACAGUGGUUGCCGACCGGAAUGUGUCCAGAACGACGACUGCGACCGCUCGCGUGCCUGUAUCAACAACAAGUGCCAGGAUCCUUGUCCCGGAGCCUGCGGCAUCAACGCUGAGUGCAGAGUUUUGAAUCACGGACCGAACUGCAACUGUUUCGAUGGCUAUACUGGAGAUCCGCAUCGCUCGUGCUCGUUGAUCGAGGUGGUCACUAUUCGACCGGAGCCAUGCAAGCCAUCACCCUGCGGACCGUACAGCCAGUGCUUGGACACCAACAGUCAUGCAGUGUGCAGCUGCUUGGAAGGCUACAUUGGUGCACCGCCCAGCUGCAAACCGGAAUGUGUGGUCAGCUCGGAGUGCCCACAAAAUAGGGCUUGCAUUAACCAGAAGUGCGAGGAUCCUUGUCGAGGAUCGUGUGGCAAUAAUGCUAAAUGCCAAGUGGUCAACCACAAUCCCAUCUGUACCUGCCAGCCUGGCAUGACAGGUGAUCCGAUAUCGGGAUGUGAGCCCAUGCCCGAAGUCAAGAACGUGGAGAAUCCGUGUGUGCCGUCACCAUGUGGACCCAACUCUGUUUGUCGACAGAUUGGAAACCAGGCAGCAUGUUCCUGUAACGCUGGCUAUAUUGGACGCCCACCCACUUGCCGACCGGAAUGCACAAACAAUGACGAGUGCCAGAACCAUCUUUCCUGUCAGCAGGAGCGCUGCGUGGAUCCGUGCCCCGGAUCGUGUGGUAGCAACGCCAUCUGCCAGGUGGUGCAGCACAAUGCUGUAUGCUCCUGCGCCGAUGGAUACGAGGGAGAGCCACUCUUUGGUUGUCAGCUGAUUCCAGCUGUGACGCCCACCGAGUCACCAUCCUCGCCCUGCGAGCCAUCACCAUGCGGUCCUCAUGCCGAGUGUCGUGAAAGGAAUGGAGCUGGAGCUUGCUAUUGUCACGAUGGAUUCGAGGGUAAUCCCUACGAUGCCCAACGAGGAUGCCGACGAGAGUGCGAGAAUAACGAUGACUGUACUGCCGUCCAAGCCUGCUCUCGAUUCAAGUGCGUCGAUCCCUGCAACAAUAUUUGCGGAGACUAUGCCAUUUGCACAGUCGACAAACAUGUGCCCACUUGUGACUGCCCGCCUGGAUACACUGGAGAUCCGUUCUUCAGCUGCAAACCCGUGCCGGUCACACCGCGUCCUCCGCUCAACCCAUGCAACCCAUCUCCAUGUGGACCCAACAGCAAUUGUCGGGCCAUGAACAACCAGGCAGUGUGUUCCUGCCAGGCAGGAUUCAUCAACCAGCCACCCAACUGCAAACCGGAAUGCGUGGUCAGUGCCGAAUGUGCUCCGGAAAAAGCAUGUGUACACAAGAAGUGCGUUGAUCCCUGUCAGCAUACCUGCGGUAUCCGGGCCAUCUGCACCACCAAAAACCACAGCCCCAUCUGCACGUGUCCCCGAACAAUGACUGGAGAUCCCUUCGUUGAGUGCACUAGAGUUGCAAUCACCAAUGACAAUACGACACCGUCGCCGGCUCCAGCAUCCUGUGUGCCUUCGCCUUGUGGACCCAAUGCCAAGUGCCAGAUCGUGGGCAAUAGUCCGGCAUGCUCCUGCCUGCCGAACUUCAUCGGGGCUCCACCCCGCUGUCGCCCGGAGUGCGUCUUGAACUCGGAAUGUGGACCCACAGAGGCGUGCAUAAACCAAAAGUGCGCAGAUCCAUGCUCUGGAUCGUGCGGAUUUGAGGCCAAGUGCCAUGUGCUCAAUCACCUGCCCAUUUGCAACUGCAUUGAGGGUUACGAAGGUGAUCCGUUCGUGCGUUGCACCAAGAAGGAAGAAGAUAGAUCUCCUCCACCCCCGAAUGACCCGUGCAACCCGAACCCGUGCGGACAAAAUGCGGAUUGCUUUGCCGGAGAGUGCCGCUGCCAAAAUAAUUACCAAGGCAAUGCCUACGAGGGAUGUCGUCCUGAGUGCACGCUCUCAGCGGACUGUCCAAGGGACAAGGCCUGUAUGCGAAACCGUUGUGUGGAUCCCUGUCCAGGAAUCUGCGGUAACAAUGCUGUGUGCGAGGUGAUGAACCACAUACCGGUGUGCUCCUGCGUCAAGGGUUAUGAAGGUGACCCGUUCGUCAACUGCCGCGUGAAACCCGUCGUGGAGGAUCCUAUUAUUGAGGCCUGCUCCCCAUCGCCAUGCGGUUCCAACAGUCAGUGUCGCGACGUUAACGGCCAUGCGGUUUGCUCUUGCCUGGAAGGUUAUAUCGGAGCACCACCCCAGUGCCGUCCCGAGUGUGUGGUGUCAAGCGAGUGCUCCGCCUUACAAGCCUGUGUCAACAAGAAGUGCGUAGAUCCAUGCGCCGCUGCUUGUGGUUUGGAGGCCCGCUGUGAGGUCAUCAAUCAUAGUCCGAUUUGUGGCUGCCCACCUGGCCGAACUGGAGAUCCGUUCAAGCAAUGCGUCGUCCUCCCACCGAUUGCUGUUCCAGACGUAAAGUCACCUCCCCAAGAUCCCUGUGUGCCAUCCCCCUGCGGACCCAACUCGAUCUGUAAGAAUGAUAGGAAUGGCCCCGUCUGCCAAUGUCAACCAGAGUUCUUUGGCUCGCCGCCCAACUGUCGACCCGAGUGUAUCAUUAAUCCGGACUGUCAAUCUACACAGGCGUGUAUCAACAACAAAUGCAGCAAUCCAUGCCCAGAAUCAUGCGGAACCAAUGCGGAGUGUCGUGUUAUUGGACACGCUGUGUCCUGCUCUUGUCCAACAGGAUACGCCGGCAACGCUUUCGUACAGUGUGUACCGCAGCAAGAGGAGCCACCGAAGCCGUGCCAGCCAUCGCCAUGUGGUCCAAAUGCCGAGUGUAUUGAACGGAACGGAGCCGCAGCCUGCAAAUGUAUUGAUGAAUACCAGGGUAAUCCGUACGAGGGUUGUCGUCCCGAGUGCGUACUGAGCUCAGAUUGUCCUACGGACAAGACGUGCAUACGCAACAAGUGCCAGGAUCCUUGCCCAGGAAUCUGUGGAUUGAACGCCCAGUGCUAUGCUGUGAACCACGUGCCCAACUGUGUUUGCAACGAUGGCUAUACUGGUGAUCCGUUCGCCAGUUGUCGUCGAGUGGAGGUCACAACUCCAUCACCAGUUUCGGAUCCUUGCAUUCCAUCUCCUUGCGGAGCCAAUAGCAAAUGCAGGGUCGCAAAUGGCUUAGCCGUUUGCUCAUGCAUGGAAACAUUCAUUGGAGCCCCACCAAAUUGCAAACCCGAGUGCACGGUUAAUGCCGAGUGUCCUUCCAAUAGGGCGUGCCACAAGUUCCGUUGCGCGAAUCCUUGCGCCAAGACGUGUGGCCUGAAUGCCAAGUGUGAAGUGAUCAACCAUAAUCCCAUCUGUAGUUGCCCUCUGGACAUGACGGGUGAUCCAUUUGCUCGCUGCUACCCAGCUCCCCCACCGCCGCCACCAGGACCCAAGGAUGAGCCCGUUAGGAGACCAUGUCAACCAUCACCAUGUGGAUUGAACUCGGAAUGCAGAGUACGUGACGAGCAGGCCUCGUGCUCUUGCCUACCCAACUUUAUAGGAGCACCACCUAACUGCCGACCCGAAUGUGUUGUGAACACGGAUUGUUCGCCGGACCAAGCUUGCAUUGCCGAGAAGUGCCGUGAUCCCUGCGAUGGAUCCUGCGGAGUCGACUCCGAAUGCCGUGUUCAGAACCACUUGGCCAUCUGCACCUGCCGUGGAGGAUUCACCGGUGAUCCGUUUGUUCGUUGCUUCGAGUUCGUCGAAGAGACCACAAAGUCACCGCCACUCACACAGGAUCCUUGUGAUCUGCAGCCAUGCGGAUCGAAUGCCGAGUGCCGAAACGGUAUCUGUAGCUGCCUCGCGGACUACCAGGGAGAUCCCUAUACCGGCUGUCGUCCAGAAUGUACAUUGAGUACUGAUUGCGCACCUACCAAGGCUUGCUUAAACAAGAAGUGUGUUGAUCCUUGCCCAGGAGUAUGUGGGCAGAACUCGCAGUGUGAUGUUUCAAACCACAUACCGAUUUGCAGUUGCCUGCAGGGCUACACGGGCGAUCCGUUUGUUCACUGCCGUCACGAGACGCCAGUGGCCAAGGAUCCGUGCCAACCGAACCCAUGCGGACCCAACAGCUUGUGCCACAUAUCCGGACAAGGACCAGUCUGCGCCUGUCAACCGGGAAUGCUGGGCUCACCGCCCGCCUGCAAACCGGAGUGCAUUGUCAGCUCCGAGUGCUCGUUGCACACUGCCUGUGUGAACAGGAAGUGCGUGGAUCCUUGCCCCGGAGCAUGUGGGCAAUUUGCUCGCUGCCAGGUGAUCAACCACAACCCGUCCUGCUCAUGCAACACGGGAUACACUGGCGAUCCGUUUACCCGAUGCUAUCAGGAGGAACGAAAACCACCGACGACGCCAGAUAAUCCUUGCCAGCCAUCUCCUUGCGGACCCAAUUCCGAGUGCAAGGUGCUGAAUGGAAACGCUGCCUGCUCGUGUGCGGCCACCUUCAUUGGAACGCCACCAAGCUGCCGACCCGAAUGCUCCAUCAAUCCAGAAUGUCCACCAACCAAGGCCUGUAUCCGCCAGAAGUGCUCGGAUCCGUGUGUGAAUGCCUGUGGAUUUAAUGCCCGCUGCAAUGUGGCCAAUCAUCAACCCAUCUGCACAUGCGAUGUGGGCUAUACUGGAGAUCCGUUUACGGGCUGUCAGAAGGAGCAAGAACGCAUUGUCAAUGAGCAGGUGACUCCCUGCGAGCCCAAUCCCUGUGGCUCGAAUGCUGUGUGCCGCGAAAGAAAUGGCAUCGGUUCCUGCCAGUGCCUGCCGGAUCAUUUUGGUGACCCGUAUCAGUCGUGUCGUCCGGAGUGCGUACGCCACUCGGACUGCGCCUCGAAUAAGGCGUGCCAACAGCAGAAGUGUCGCGAUCCCUGUCCAGGCACCUGCGGCAGCAAUGCGGACUGCAGUGUAACAAACCAUCUGCCCACCUGUACAUGCCGCAUUGGAUAUACCGGUGAUCCGUACCGCUACUGCCACGUGGAACCACCCCAGCUCCCUGCCCGAGUGACCGAACCAUCUCAACCCUGCCGCCCUUCACCAUGUGGUCCCAACUCUCAGUGCCGCGAACUGAACGGUCAGGCCGUGUGCUCCUGCCUGGAGCUUUACAUCGGUCUGCCACCCAACUGCCGACCGGAGUGUGUGCUGAGCACAGAGUGUCCCACCGAUAAGGCUUGCAUCAGUCAACGUUGUCAGGACCCGUGUCCGGGCACUUGUGGCAUCAAUGCUGAGUGCCGGGUGCGUAAUCAUAGUCCUCUGUGUCAGUGUCGUCAAGGUUUUACCGGUGAUUCCUUUACCCGUUGUUAUCCCCUGCCACCCCCGCCUCCUGUAAUCGAACGAGUUGAGCGUGAUCCUUGCCUGCCAUCGCCCUGCGGAUUGAAUAGCCAAUGCCGCAAUGUCCAAGGUGUGCCGUCCUGUACCUGCCUGCCAGACUUUUUGGGGGCACCGCCCAACUGUAGGCCGGAGUGCACAAUCAGUGCAGAGUGUCCCUCAAAUCUCGCUUGCAUACGGGAGAGGUGUAUAGAUCCCUGUCCUGGUUCUUGUGGCUAUGCCGCCGAGUGUAGUGUGGUAAACCAUACGCCAAUUUGCGUCUGUCCCGCUGGCUUUACGGGUGAUCCGUUCUCCAGUUGUCGUCCAGCGCCGCCGCCAGAGCCCACACAAAGCGAAUAUGUGGAUCCUUGCAACCCAUCACCUUGUGGACCGAAUGCCCAAUGCAACGCAGGAAUCUGUACUUGUCUGGCCGAAUUCCAUGGCGACCCCUACUCAGGUUGCCGUCCCGAGUGCGUUCUCAAUUCGGACUGUCCCAGGGACAAGGCUUGCCAUAGCAGCAAGUGCGUAAACCCUUGUCCAGGAACUUGUGGCGAGAAUGCCAUUUGUGAUGUCAUCAAUCACAUACCCAUGUGCAGAUGUCCCGAACGCACCGCUGGCAGCGCAUUCAUCCGCUGCUCUCCUGUGCAGAUUACAGUAUCUAAUCCCUGCCGACCAUCACCGUGUGGUCCAAACUCGCAGUGCCGAGAGGUUAAUCAGCAAGCAGUGUGUUCGUGCCUGCCAAGCUUCAUUGGAGCUCCGCCAUCUUGCCGACCCGAGUGCACCUCGAAUUCGGAGUGUGCACCCACUCAAGCUUGCCUGAAUCAACGAUGUGGAGAUCCCUGCCCCGGUACAUGUGGAGUGGGUGCUAAUUGCGCUGUUGUCAGUCAUAGCCCCUUCUGCACAUGUCCUGAGAGGUUUACGGGUAACCCAUUCAUUCGUUGCCAGCCCCAGAUUGAACCCCCCGUUCGUGAUGUUGCGCCCGUUGAUCCCUGUCGCCCAUCUCCCUGUGGACCUUAUUCGCAGUGUCGCCCAGUUGGUGAGGCCCCGGCCUGUUCCUGUGUGGAGACCUAUAUUGGUCGCCCUCCAAACUGCCGCCCAGAGUGUGUGACCAGCUCGGACUGCUCCAGUCAGCUGGCCUGUGUGAACCAGAAGUGUGUCGACCCAUGUCCAGGACGCUGUGGUCUUAAUGCCGAGUGCUUUGUGGUUAGCCACGCCGUGCAAUGUAUUUGCCAGCAGGGCUUCAACGGAGAUCCGUUCGUGCAAUGCAAACCGGAGAUCGCUUAUGAAAAUGAAAUCCGCACUCCGUGCAGCCCGAGUCCUUGUGGCCCGAAUGCUGUGUGCCGCGAUCGCAACGGAGUAGGCUCCUGCCAGUGCCUGCCGCAAUACUUUGGAGAUCCUUACGAAGGCUGUCGCCCGGAGUGCAUGCUUGACUCGGACUGCCCGUCAAACCGGGCUUGCCAACAGCUGAGAUGCCAAGACCCUUGUCCAGGAACCUGUGGACUGAAUGCCAACUGUCAAGUGGUGAACCAUUUGCCAACCUGUACUUGCCUGACCGGAUAUGUGGGUGACCCAUACCGUCAAUGUAAUCGAUUGCCAGAACCACCCCAAAACGAGUAUGUAAACCCAUGUCAGCCGACUCCUUGUGGUCCCAACUCCCAGUGCCGCGUUUCGAAUGAACAGGCGGUUUGCUCUUGCCUGCCCCUGUUCGUAGGAACUCCACCAUCCUGCCGGCCCGAGUGUACCAUAUCCUCGGAGUGUUCUGCUGAUAGGGCCUGUGUGAAUCAGAAAUGUGUGGAUCCUUGUGCAGCAGAUACAUGCGGAAAUAAUGCCAUAUGUAGGGUCCGCAACCACAGCCCUAUUUGCAGUUGCAUUAGCGGCUAUACAGGCGACGCCUUUACUAGAUGUUUCCUUAUUCCACCGCCGAUUAUUGAGACCAAGGACGAACCUUUAAGGGAUCCCUGUAUACCAACACCCUGUGGUCCCAACUCCGAGUGCCGUAAUAUCAAUGGUGUGCCUGCCUGUUCCUGUCUGGUUAAUUUCAUUGGCCAGGCACCAAAUUGUCGUCCCGAGUGCACAAUCAACUCCGAGUGUCCCAGUCAGCUGGCGUGUAUCAACCAAAAGUGUCGCGAUCCCUGCCCGGGAGCCUGCGGACAAAACGCUGUUUGCAGUGUCAUCAAUCAUACGCCACUGUGCGCCUGCAUCGAUGGUUACAUAGGAAAUCCAUUUACCAACUGCAACCCCAAACCUCCAGAACCCCCAGCGCCACCAGUUGCGGACGAUCCUUGCAAUCCGUCGCCUUGCGGAGCUAAUGCUCAGUGCCGAAAUGGCCAAUGCUCUUGUAUACCUGAAUACAAAGGGGAUCCAUACGUCUCCUGUCGUCCAGAGUGUGUGCUUAACACCGAUUGCCCAAGGGAUCGAGCCUGUGUGCGCAACAAGUGCAUCGAUCCCUGUUCUGGAACUUGUGGGGUAAAUGCCUUGUGCGAGGUCAACAACCAUAUCCCAAUUUGCCGUUGUCCAGAGCAAAUGUCUGGCAAUGCCUUUUUCGAGUGUCGACCCGUGCCGCCUGCCAAGAUUCAAAAUCCCUGCCAGCCGUCGCCGUGUGGUCCGAACAGCCAGUGCCGCGUGGUGCAACAAACUGCCGUCUGCUCCUGUCUGGCUAACUACGUAGGCAGUCCGCCGCAAUGUCGGCCGGAAUGUGUAACUAACUCAGACUGUCCUGCCGAUCAGGACUGCCAGAAUAUGAAGUGUCGCGACCCGUGUCCUGGUACAUGUGGCUUUAAUGCUCUAUGCAACGUCGUCAAUCACCGUCCCUUCUGCAGCUGCCCCACUGGCAUGUCCGGAAAUCCUUUCGUGAGCUGUCAGCAGCUAAUUAUACGCGAUGAAAGACCUCAAAAUCCGUGCCAGCCUUCUCCUUGUGGUCCCAACUCCGAAUGUCGUGUAUCUGGAGAUUCACCGUCUUGUUCAUGUCUGCCUGAAUUUGUAGGAGCACCGCCGAACUGCCGACCCGAGUGUAUAUCCAACUCUGAGUGCCCCACAAACCAGGCUUGCAUCAACCAGAAAUGUGUGGACCCCUGUCCAGGACUAUGUGGUCAAAAUGCCAUUUGUCGGGUGUUCAGUCAUAGUGCCAUGUGCUUGUGUGACGGUGGCUUCACCGGAGAUCCGUUUAGUCAGUGUAGUCCAAUAAGAGAUAGUCCUCCUGAAGUUCUGCAGCCCUGCAACCCCAGUCCUUGCGGCGUGAAUGCCAAGUGCGAGGAACGUGGUGGGGCCGGAUCCUGCCAGUGUCUGCCUGAUUACUUCGGAAAUCCAUAUGAUGGCUGUCGUCCCGAGUGCGUUUUGAACUCUGACUGCCCUUCGAAUCAGGCAUGUGUCAACCAGAAAUGCCGUGACCCAUGUCCCGGCACUUGCGGCCAAAACGCCGAGUGUCAAGUGGUCAAUCACUUGGCCACCUGUAAUUGUUUGGUUGGAUACACCGGUGACCCGUACAGCAUAUGCCGCAUCACAGUCAAUGAGCCGCCUGAACGCGUCUAUGUGAACCCUUGUCAGCCGUCUCCAUGCGGUCCAAACUCGCAAUGCCGUGAAGUAAACGAGCAAGGAGUUUGUUCCUGCUUGCCAGAGUUCAUCGGCAGUCCUCCUGCCUGUCGUCCGGAAUGCACCAGUAGCUCGGAGUGCGCCGCCGACAAGGCUUGUGUGAACCGAAAAUGUGUGGACCCUUGUCCAAAUGUUUGUGGUCAGCAAGCCGAGUGUCGCGUGCGUAACCACAAUCCCAUUUGCACUUGCCUAAGUGGAUUCACUGGUGACCCAUUCACCCGUUGCUACCGUCAGCCGCCUCCGCCUCCAGUUGUCGAACGUGAACCCCUUGACCCUUGUGUUCCUUCACCCUGCGGUGCAAAUUCCCAGUGCCGCGAAAUUCACGGCACACCAUCCUGCUCUUGCCUUCCGCAAUAUUUGGGUACACCACCCAAUUGCCGCCCGGAAUGUUCCAUCAAUGCCGAGUGUCCCAGUCAUCAGGCCUGUAUUAAUCAAAAAUGCAGAGACCCCUGUCCUGGCUCUUGUGGUCUAAACACUCAGUGCAGUGUCAUCAACCACACGCCAAUCUGCAGUUGUCUCGCGGGUUAUAUAGGUGACCCAUUCAGCGUUUGCAACCCCGAGCCAAUACCCGAGAAAAUUCGAGACCCACUGCCACCGGAGGAUCCUUGCAACCCAUCACCAUGUGGCUCUAAUACACAGUGCAACAAUGGAGUUUGCUCUUGCCUGCCCGAAUACCAUGGUGACCCAUACACGGGAUGUCGUCCAGAGUGCGUUCUGCACACGGAUUGUGACCGUAGUAGAGCUUGUGUUCGUCACAAGUGUGUUGAUCCCUGUCCCGGUACUUGUGGAACCAAUGCGAUAUGCGAGGUUCUAAACCAUAUACCCAACUGCCGUUGUUUAGAAGGAAUGCAAGGCAAUGCAUUUAUCCAGUGCAGCCCAGUUCCAAAGCUCGACGUCGUACAGAAUCCGUGCCAACCCUCGCCCUGCGGACCAAACUCACAGUGUCGCGUUGUUAAUCAGCAAGCAAUCUGCUCCUGCAUCACGUCCUUCAUUGGAAGUCCGCCAUUCUGCCGACCUGAAUGCACUACAAACUCGGAGUGCCCCUUGAACCUGGCGUGUCGCAACCAGAAGUGCAGUGAUCCCUGUCCCGGCGUCUGUGGUCGCGGUGCCCAAUGUCAUGUGACAAACCACAGUCCAUUCUGUCGCUGCUUAGAGCGCUACACGGGUAAUCCGUUUGUGAGUUGUCAGCAGAUCAUCGAACCUCCGGUUCCACCACCACGGCAAACAUGCCUGCCAUCACCCUGCGGACCGUAUUCCCAAUGUCGUGAAGUUAACGAAUCACCUUCUUGCACUUGCCUGCCAGAGUACAUUGGAGCUCCACCUAACUGUCGGCCGGAGUGCGUGACUAGCUCGGAGUGUCCCACGAAUCAGGCGUGCAUUCAGCAGAAGUGUCGCGAUCCUUGCCCAGGACUAUGUGGACAAUCUGCGGAAUGCCGAGUCCUUUCGCAUACGCCAAGCUGCGUUUGCCCCGAAGGCAUGGAAGGUGAUCCGUUCACUUUAUGUAAGGAAAAGAGGAUUCAGGAACUAGACCAGCUAGACCCCUGCAGUCCCAGUCCUUGUGGAAUCAAUGCCCGUUGUACUUCCCGCCAAGAUGCCGGCUCAUGCCAGUGCCUGCCAGAUUACUUCGGAAAUCCUUACGAGGGAUGUCGCCCUGAGUGCGUUCUUAAUUCGGACUGCCCAUCGAACAAGGCUUGCCAACAGCAAAAGUGUCAGGAUCCCUGUCCAGGAACCUGCGGUCAGAAUGCUCUCUGCAAUGUCCUGAAUCAUAUACCCAGUUGUAGCUGUAUAUCAGGAUAUUCCGGUGAUCCUUACCGCUCGUGUGUCCCAGAACCGGUCAAGGAAUAUGUCAAUCCCUGCCAGCCAUCACCGUGUGGUCCAAAUUCUCAGUGCCGUGAAGUGAAUGAACAAGCCAUAUGCUCGUGUCUUCCGGAAUAUGUAGGAGCUCCGCCUGUGUGUCGCCCUGAGUGUACGAUAUCUUCAGAGUGCCCGGCUGACAAGGCCUGCGUGAACCAGAAAUGUGUUGACCCUUGUCCAAACACUUGUGGAGAUCAAGCGAUCUGUCGAGUGGUGAACCACAGUCCGAUUUGCUCAUGUCGUGCCGGUUACACGGGCGACGCCUUCUUCCGCUGUUUCCCCAAGCCCCCGGUACCACCAACACCAGUACAAAAGACACCGGUUGAUCCUUGUGUUCCCACACCUUGUGGCCCCUACUCCCAGUGCCGAUCCCAGGGAGAUGCCCCAGCCUGUUCCUGUUUGGUCGGCUACAUAGGAGCCCCUCCAAAUUGCCGACCCGAAUGUCGCAUCAACGCUGAAUGUCCUAGCAGCCAAGCGUGUAUUAAUGAGAAAUGUAGAGACCCUUGCCCCGGCUCUUGCGGCUAUGGUGCCAUUUGCAAUGUGAUCAAUCACACGCCUAGCUGCACCUGUCCACCAGGAUACUCGGGUGAUCCAUUUAGUCAGUGUCAGCCCGUGCCACCUCCGCCUCCAACACCCGUUAAGCUUGAUGAUCCAUGCAAUCCCUCACCAUGUGGUCCGAACGCUCAGUGCAAUAAUGGAGUAUGUACUUGCAUUCCCGAAUACCAUGGCGAUCCCUACAGCGGUUGCCGACCCGAGUGCAUCACCAGUGCCGAUUGCUCACGAGAACUAGCCUGUUCGAGAAACAAGUGCUUCGAUCCUUGCCCCGGUACCUGUGCCCCCAAUGCCAUUUGUACUGUCCUUAACCACGUGCCCAUGUGCACCUGUCCGGAGGGAUAUAAUGGCAAUGCAUUCGUGCAGUGUAAACCCACACCACCCCCUGCCCUUGUCCAGCCUUGCCAACCAUCUCCGUGUGGACCCAACUCUCAGUGCCGCGAAGUCAACCAGCAAGCUGUUUGCUCCUGUGUGCCAGGAUACAUCGGAACCCCGCCACUCUGUCGACCGGAGUGCACGUCAAACUCAGAGUGUUUGUCACACCUAGCAUGUGUUAACCAAAAGUGCAAUGAUCCCUGUCCCGGCUCAUGUGGCCGUAAUGCCCAGUGCAGUGUGGUUAACCACAAUCCCUUCUGUACGUGCUUGCCAAGGUUCACUGGCAAUCCUUUCGUGGGUUGUCAGCAGAUUAUUGAGCCACCACGUCAAGAUAUUGUGCCACAGGAUCCGUGCCGACCGUCACCUUGUGGUCCGAACUCUGAAUGUCGCGCCGCUGGUGAGACAGCAACAUGUACAUGCCUUGGUGAUUUUGUCGGCUCCCCGCCAUAUUGCAAACCCGAAUGCGUGGCCAAUUCAGAGUGUCCCUCGAACCUGGCGUGUAUCAAUCAAAAGUGUCGCGAUCCCUGUCCUGGAUUGUGCGGUUCAAGUGCUACUUGCCGCGUCGUCUCUCACACAGCAAUGUGCAUUUGUGAUGCUGGUUUGACCGGAGAUCCAUUUACACAAUGUCAACCCAUUGUACAGGAUGUUGAGAUCAUUAAUCCUUGCCAGCCGUCACCUUGCGGAGCCAAUGCCGAGUGCAUACAACGGAAUGGAGCCGGAGCCUGCCAGUGUCUCACAGACUAUUUCGGAAAUCCCUACGAAGGCUGUCGACCGGAGUGUGUUUUGAACUCGGACUGCCCAUCGAACCGAGCUUGUCAGCAGCAGAAGUGCCGUGAUCCUUGUCCUGGAAGCUGUGGACAGAAUGCCGAGUGUAAUGUGGUGAACCAUACACCCAUGUGUAACUGCUUCGCUGGAUUCAUCGGCGAUCCGUAUCGCUAUUGUAGCCAACCGCCAGAACCUAUUGUCCAUGAGUAUGUGAACCCCUGUCAACCGUCCCCCUGUGGCCCGAACUCAAAUUGUCGCGAGGUUAAUGAACAGGCAGUAUGCUCCUGCCGUUCCGAAUUUGAGGGAGCCCCACCCAACUGCCGGCCACAAUGCACCUCGAGCUCUGAGUGCGCCUCCAACAGGGCGUGCAUCAAUCAAAAAUGCGUUGACCCUUGUCCCGGUGUUUGUGGCCAGCAGGCAAUCUGCGAGGUGCGCAACCACAGUCCAAUUUGUAGGUGUCCCACCGCCAUGAUAGGCGAUCCCUUCGUGCGCUGCAUACCCCGACCAACAAUUGCACCGCCACCCUUGAGGGAUGUAGCUCCCUAUCGGGAUCCCUGCCUCCCCUCACCAUGUGGUCUGUAUGCGUCGUGCAGGAAUCAACAGAACCAAGCGGUUUGCUCUUGCUUGCCCAACUAUUUUGGUACUCCGCCCCAUUGUCGUCCCGAGUGCUCCAUUAAUGCAGAGUGCCCAAGCCACUUGGCCUGCAUUGGUGAACGCUGUCGAGAUCCCUGUCCUGGUGCUUGUGGUCAACAGACCGAGUGCCGUGUGAUCAGUCACGUUCCCAGUUGCGUUUGCCUACGCGGCUAUGUGGGCGAUGCAUUCCUGGCCUGCCACCCGGCACCACCCCCACCAUCCCGUGAAGAGCCCCGCGAUCCAUGCAACCCCAGUCCAUGCGGCAGCAAUGCUAUCUGUUCUAAUCAGGGCGAAUGUAAAUGUGUGGCCGACUAUCAGGGAGAUCCCUAUGUGGCGUGCAGACCCGAGUGUGUUCUUAGUUCAGAGUGUCCCCGAAAUCUGGCCUGUAUACAACAGAAGUGCACUGAUCCUUGUCCCGGAACGUGUGGUACCAAUGCUAUCUGCGAUGUGGUCAACCACAUUGCCAUGUGCCAUUGUCCGGAUCGAAUGACCGGAAAUGCUUUUGUCCAAUGUACUCCAGUGCAGCUUGAUGUAUACCGUAACCCUUGCAAUCCCUCGCCAUGCGGCUCCUAUGCUGAAUGUCGGGAGCAGAACGGUCAAGCGGUGUGCAGUUGUCUUCCCAACUACUUUGGGGUACCACCCUCGUGUCGACCCGAGUGUAGCACCAACUACGAUUGUUCCCCAAGCUUGGCGUGUCAGAAUCAGCGCUGCGUCGAUCCUUGUCCUGGAGCUUGUGGCGCCUACGCCGAGUGCCGAACAGUCAACCACAGUCCUUUCUGUAGUUGCAGACCCGGCUAUACGGGAAAUCCCAUUGUCCAAUGUCAUAUGAUUAUUGAGCCCCAGCGGGAUAUCACACCCAAAGAUCCUUGCCAACCCUCACCCUGUGGUCCAAACAGCGAAUGUCGACGCGUAGGAGAAACACCCUCCUGCUCCUGCCUGUCCAAUUUCUUUGGCACUCCGCCCAACUGUCGACCUGAAUGUGUCUCCAAUUCCGAGUGCAGUCAGGUGCAUGUCUGCUCAAAUAAUCGCUGCAAGGAUCCGUGCCCGGGUCUCUGCGGAACUGAUGCCGUCUGCCGCGUGAUAAGUCACAGCGCUAUGUGCUACUGCCAGCCGGGUUACAGCGGCGAUCCCUUCGUCCGUUGUGCACCACACAUUCAAAGGGAAUCGAUUGAGAUAGUGCAGCCCUGCAACCCCAAUCCCUGCGGCGCCUUUGCCGAGUGUCGUCAGCAGAAUGGAGUCGGAUCGUGUCAGUGUCUACCAGAGUAUUUCGGCAAUCCUUAUGAAGGAUGUCGUCCUGAAUGUGUACUUGACUCUGAUUGCCCCUCUCAGCUGGCCUGUGUCAAUCAAAAAUGCCGUGAUCCCUGUCCCGGAAGCUGCGGCCAAAAUGCCGAAUGCUUUGUGCGCAAUCACCUGCCCACUUGUAACUGCCUCAGUGGCUAUGUGGGUGACCCAUAUCGGUAUUGUAGCAUCGAACCGAAACCCAUUCGGGAAUAUGUCAACCCCUGUCAACCCUCUCCUUGUGGUCCUAACUCUCAGUGCCGCGAACAGAAUGGUGUGGCCACCUGCUCUUGCUUGCCAGAAUUCGUUGGCACUCCGCCGGGUUGUCGACCGGAAUGUACAGUAUCCUCUGAGUGCAAUCUUGACAAGGCCUGCGUCCGUCACAAGUGCCUGGAUCCUUGUCCUGGUGCUUGCGGCAGCUCCGCCAAUUGCCAGGUGGUGAACCACGCUCCACUCUGCUCUUGUCAAGCGGGUUACACAGGAGACCCAUUUACUCGAUGUUACCCAAUUCCUUCUCCACCUACGCAUAUUGUCCAUGAUUACGCACGCCAUCCAUGCCAACCAUCUCCCUGCGGAGCUAAUGCUCAAUGUAGACAAUCCCAAGGUCAAGCCAUCUGCUCCUGUAUACCCAACUACUUUGGUGUUCCACCCAAUUGUCGACCCGAGUGCACUCAAAGCUCAGAGUGCCUGUCCAGUCUGGCCUGCAUCAAUCAACGAUGCGCGGAUCCCUGUCCUGGCUCCUGUGCCUACAACGCCAUAUGCCAUGUCCGUAAUCACGUGCCCAGUUGUCAGUGCCCAGUGGGCUAUGUGGGUGAUCCGUUCACCAACUGUCACCCUGAACCUCAGCCACCACCCAAACCCGUUGCUCUCGAUGAUCCCUGCAAUCCUUCCCCAUGUGGGGCCAAUGCAGUGUGCCAAAAUGGUCAAUGUUCGUGUAUACCCGAGUACCAAGGAGAUCCUUAUACCGGCUGUCGGCCGGAAUGUGUGUUAAAUGCGGAUUGUCCGCGAAAUCGUGCUUGUGUUAGACAUAAGUGUGUGGAUCCGUGUCCGGGAACGUGUGCACCGAAUGCCAUCUGCGAUGUGAUUAACCACAUUGCCAUGUGCCGUUGCCCAGAGCGUAUGACAGGCAAUGCCUUCAUCCAAUGUGAAACACCGCCAGUGUCGCUGGCACCGCCAGAUCCGUGUUACCCAUCGCCCUGCGGUCCGAACAGUCGCUGUCGUGUGUUCAACAACAACGCUGUGUGUUCCUGUAUUGAGGAUUUCAUUGGAACCCCACCAAAUUGCCGACCGGAGUGUACGCAUAACUCAGAUUGCCUGCCUAGACUGGCGUGCCAGAGGCAGCAUUGUAUAGACCCGUGCCCAGGAACUUGUGGCUUUAAUGCCCUUUGCCACGUUGUGAACCAUGCACCAAUUUGCAGUUGUCCACCGAAGCAUAAUGGAAACCCCUUCUUGGGAUGCUUCCCGGAACCCGUGCGACGCGAUGAGGUGAUUCCAAAGAAUCCGUGCCAGCCCUCGCCAUGUGGUCCAUAUGCUAAGUGCACAUCCGUGGGCGAUCAGGCGCAGUGCAGUUGUCUGCCUGAGUACAUUGGAACUCCGCCCAACUGUCGCCCAGAGUGUAUCACCAAUUCGGAAUGCUCCUUCGACAAAGCCUGUUUAAACCAAAGAUGUCGCGAUCCCUGCUCGGGAACUUGUGGUUCCAACGCCAAUUGCCAUGUAAUUAGUCAUACUGCCAUGUGCUACUGUCUACCAGGUUUUACUGGUGACCCAUUCACUUCCUGUGUCCAAGUACCAGUGAUUCAGCAGGCUGAGAUCGUUCAACCAUGCUCUCCUAAUCCUUGUGGAGCCAAUGCUGUAUGUCGCCAGGAGGGCCAUGUUGGUUCUUGCCAAUGUCUUCCCGAAUACUACGGAAACCCAUACGAGACAUGUCGGCCGGAGUGUGUAACGAAUAACGACUGUCCUUCCAAUAAGGCUUGUCAACAGCAGAAGUGUCGUGAUCCUUGUCCAGGAGUCUGUGCCCUCAAUGCUUUGUGCCGCGUGAUCAAUCACUUACCAACUUGUCAUUGUCAGAAUGGCUUUGUUGGUGACCCAUAUCGCUAUUGCCAAAUUCCCGAGAAACCUGUCCUUAAAGAAUAUAUCAACCCCUGCCAGCCCUCCCCGUGUGGCCCCAACUCGCAGUGCCGUGAAAACAACGAACAGGCCAUCUGCUCAUGUUUGCCCGAGUACGUCGGUGCUCCACCUAAUUGUCGACCUGAGUGCGUGACCAGUGCAGAGUGUCCUCAUGACAAGGCGUGCAUUAGGCAAAAGUGUAAUGAUCCCUGCCCCGGUGUAUGUGGCUCAAAUGCCGAUUGCCGUGUUAUCCAGCAUGCUCCUAUUUGUAGUUGUCGUGCAGGAUUCACAGGCGAUGCCUUUUCACGCUGCUUGCCCCUGCCACCCUCGAGACCACCGCAGUUGGAUGUAUACCGCAAUCCUUGUGUACCUUCGCCUUGUGGCCAGUAUGCAGAGUGUCGGGAUAACCAGGGCACUGCCACGUGCAGUUGUCUGCCCUCAUAUUUUGGCACCCCGCCCAACUGUCGCCCCGAGUGUACGAUAAAUCCCGACUGCCCCUCUCACUUGUCCUGCCAACAACAGCGUUGUCGCGAUCCUUGUCCUGGAGCCUGUGGAUUCAAUGCGCUGUGCACAGUUAUUAAUCACAAUCCGACGUGUCAGUGUGCUCCAGGAUUUAUUGGCAAUGCCUUUACUUCCUGCCAUGUUCCACCUCCAAUUGUUCGGGACCCCCCGCAAAUAAGUGAUCCAUGUGAUCUGAUCACUUGUGGCCCCAAUGCUGUUUGCAAUCAGGGACAAUGUAAUUGUCUGCCUGAAUUUGUGGGCAACCCAUUAGUUGGAUGCCGCCCGGAAUGUGUGUUGAGCACAGAAUGCGACUGGAGCAAGGCGUGCGUGAGAAACAAGUGCAUCGAUCCAUGUCCAGGAACUUGCGGAUCCAAUGCCAUAUGUGAGGUGCACAGGCAUAUAGCCAUGUGUCAUUGUCCACCGGAAAUGACUGGAAAUGCAUUUAGCCAAUGCAGACCCUUGCCACCAGCUCCGGUACGCGAUGUUAUAGACCCUUGUCAGCCUUCGCCAUGCGGACCAAAUGCCCAGUGUCGCAAUAUCAACGGACAAGCAGUGUGCUCAUGUCUUCGGGACUUCAUCGGAGUUCCACCUUCAUGUCGGCCAGAGUGCGUUAGUAAUGCCGAGUGCCCACUUCAUCUGGCUUGCCUCCAACGACAUUGCCGAGAUCCUUGCCCCGGAGUCUGUGGCCUGAAUGCCGAAUGCCGGGUCAUAAACCACAGCCCGAACUGCCAUUGCAUUGGUUCCUUCACGGGAAAUCCAUUCGCGGCUUGUCACCGGCCACCGCCGCCACCAAUUAAGCAUGAGCCCAUUGAUCCUUGUCAGCCAUCGCCAUGUGGAGCUAAUGCGGAAUGCCGUGUCCAGGGAAGCAAUGCUCAAUGCAGUUGUCUAAGUGGCUUCAUCGGAACACCACCCAACUGCCGACCCGAAUGCGUAUCCAACUCGGAUUGUCCCAUGAAUCUGGCUUGCCUCAAUCAGAAGUGCCGAGAUCCCUGUCCAGGUGUCUGUGGCUCCAAUGCGGAAUGUUAUGUGAUAAACCAUACACCCAUGUGCACAUGCCUUGCUGGACAAACCGGCAAUCCUUUCGUAAGCUGUCAAGUGGUGCGAGAUGUUCCCGAGCCACAAACUCCUUGUGUGCCCAGUCCAUGCGGAGCCAAUGCACUCUGUUCUGAGGGAAAUGGAGCCGGAGCCUGUAAAUGCCUUCCGGAAUUCUAUGGCAAUCCCUAUGAAGGCUGCCGACCGGAGUGCGUUCUCAAUUCGGACUGCCCCAGCCACUUGGCUUGUCUCAACCAGCAUUGCCGCGAUCCCUGUCCCGGAACAUGUGGUAUCAACGCCGAAUGUCAAGUGCGCGACCACUUGCCCCAAUGCAACUGCCAUGUGGGAUAUCAGGGAAAUCCCUACGUUUACUGUAGUGUUCUGCGUGAUCCCCUGCCUGAACCAGUUCCCUCCCGCCCUUGUCAGCCGUCACCUUGUGGUCCAAACUCUCAGUGUCGGGAAUCGAACAACCAAGCAAUUUGCAAGUGUCUGCCCAACUUUAUUGGAUCCCCACCUGCGUGUAGACCCGAGUGCACCAUCUCCAGUGAAUGUGAUUUGACCCUGGCUUGUGUUCAACAACACUGUGUCGAUCCCUGUCCCGGUGUCUGCGGCAAUAGUGCCCAGUGUCGGGUCAUAAAUCACAGUCCUCACUGUAGUUGCUUGCCUGGUUUCACUGGUGAUGCCAUUAGUGGCUGCCAACGGAUUCCACCCGCAAUUACCCACGAUGCCCCCAAUGAGACCCCUCGCGAUCCCUGUGUCCCCUCCCCCUGCGGAGCCUUUGGACAGUGCCGUGCUCAAGGAAACCAGGCUAUAUGCUCAUGCCUUCCUGGCUACUACGGAGCACCUCCAAAUUGCAGGCCGGAGUGCGCAAUAAACCCGGACUGCGCCUCCCAUUUGGCGUGUAUCAGUGAAAAGUGUCGCGAUCCAUGUCCCGGUUCUUGUGGCCUGCAGGCCCAAUGCAGUGUCAUAAACCACACACCGAUCUGUAGUUGUCCAUCAGGUUAUGAGGGCAAUCCCUUCGUCAGGUGUCAACGAACCCCUCCAACGCCGACACCGCCCCUCCACGAUGCCUGUAAUCCCUCACCUUGUGGCUCCAACGCUAUCUGCAGCCCCGGAGGACAGUGCUCAUGUCUGCCCGACUUUGAUGGCAACCCCUACGUGGGCUGCCGCCCUGAGUGCGUCCUCAACACGGACUGUGCCAGAGACAAAGCCUGCCAGCGCAGCAAGUGCACCGAUCCUUGUCCCGGAGCAUGUGGUAUUGGAGCAGUUUGCGAAGUUCGCAAUCACAUUCCCACGUGUAAUUGCCCACCCGGAACUUCGGGCAAUGCUUUCGUUCAAUGUACCCUUGUACAAUCUUCACCCGUGGUGCCCUUAAACCCUUGUCAACCAUCCCCGUGCGGAAACAAUGCCCAAUGCCGAGAGGUUAACGAUCAGGCAGUUUGCUCUUGUCUACCAGGCUUCUUUGGUGUUCCACCAAAGUGUCGUCCUGAGUGCACCAUUAACUCAGACUGUGCCCCACAUCUGGCAUGUUUGAACCAACAGUGCCGGGAUCCUUGCCCUGGAGCAUGCGGCCAGUUCGCUCAAUGCCAGGUCAUCCGACAUGUGCCGCACUGUAGUUGUCCCGCAGGCUUCUCAGGCAAUGCUUUCUUCCUGUGCCAGCGCUUACCGCCACCACCACCAGUCCAACGGGAACCGAUCAACCCAUGCUACCCAUCGCCAUGCGGACCCAAUGCAGAAUGCACAAAUCAGAAUGAACAGGCCAUAUGCAAGUGCCUGAAGGACUACAUAGGAACACCACCCAACUGUCGACCGGAGUGCAUAACGUCAUCAGAGUGUCCGAUUCAGCUGGCUUGUAUUGGUCAAAAAUGCAAGGAUCCUUGUUCUGGACUUUGUGGAAUUGCUGCCACCUGUCAAGUUGUCAGCCACGUGCCUUCGUGUAUUUGCAUUGCGGACUAUAUUGGAGACCCUUACACUGGAUGCUAUGCGCGGCCGCCCAUUCAGCGAGAGCAAAUCAAUCCAUGCUACCAGAACCCGUGCGGAAGCAAUGCGGUCUGCAGAGAGCGUGGAGAGGCUGCUUCGUGCCAGUGUCUACCGGAAUAUUACGGUAACCCGUAUGAAGGAUGUCGACCCGAAUGUGUGCUUAACUCGGACUGCUCCAGCCAUUUGGCUUGCCUCAAUCAACACUGUCGAGAUCCCUGUCCAGGAAGUUGUGCCCCUAAUGCCCAAUGUCAAGUAGUCAAUCACGUGCCCAGCUGUAGUUGUUAUCCUGGAUAUAGUGGCGAUCCCUAUCGCCAUUGCCAUGUGGCUCAGGCAGAACCCGUCCAAGUUGUGCACUUUAAUCCCUGUCAACCCUCGCCAUGUGGUCCCAACUCACAGUGCACAGAGUCUCAGGGUCAAGCAGUGUGUCGCUGUCUACCCGACUACUAUGGUUCCCCACCUGCUUGUCGACCCGAGUGCACCACUAAUCCCGAAUGUCCCAAUGAUAAAGCCUGCGUGAGCAGAAGAUGCACCGAUCCUUGCGCGGGUGCUUGUGGUCAGAACGCUAUUUGUCGAGCGCAUCAGCACAGAGCUUAUUGCUCAUGUCAUCCUGGUUAUACAGGUGAUGCCUUCAUGCGUUGCCAGUCCUUGCCUUCGCCCCAACCGAUUAGGGACUCACCAGUAAUCUAUAGAGAUCCCUGUGUACCCUCGCCGUGUGGACAGUUUGCUCAGUGUCGCGUGGAGUACGAACAAGCGGUAUGCUCUUGUCUUACCUCCUACUACGGUACUCCACCAUACUGCCGACCCGAGUGCACUCAGAAUUCAGAUUGCCCCAGCCAUCGGGCAUGCGUCAAUCAAAGGUGCGUGGAUCCCUGCCCCGGGGCUUGUGGUCUCAACGCUCGCUGCGAUGUGCUCAAUCACGUGCCUAGCUGUUCAUGUCCCGAGGGUUAUUUAGGAGAUCCCUUCUACCGCUGUUACCCUGCUCCCGCGCCUCCUCCAACACCAGUUACCGUCGUAGCCGAUGACCCUUGUCAGCCCUCACCAUGCGGUCCCAAUGCACAGUGUUCGAACGGCGUCUGUAGUUGUCUGCCCCUGUACCAGGGUGAUCCCUAUGUGGGCUGUCGCCCAGAGUGCGUACUAAGUACUGAGUGUCCGUGGGACAAGGCCUGCAUCCGUAAUCGUUGCUUGGACCCGUGUCCCGGAACGUGCGGAUCAGGAGCCACAUGUCAGGUACACAAUCAUGUAGCCAUGUGUCAGUGUCCGGUUGGCUAUCAGGGCAAUCCUUUUGUCCUGUGCCAGCAGACACCUCUUCAAGCACCCGUGGAGCUCCAUCCCUGCCAGCCAUCACCUUGUGGACACCAUGGAGAGUGUCGGGAAGUUGGUUCGCAGGCCAUUUGCACUUGCCGUCUCGGUUAUUAUGGCAGCCCACCGGCUUGUCGACCCGAAUGUGUCAGCGAUCCGGAGUGUCCACCCAGUUUGGCCUGUGUAAAUCAGAAAUGCCGCGAUCCCUGCCCCGGUGCUUGUGGUCACCUAGCUCAAUGUCAUGUAAUUAACCACAGUCCACAGUGUGUGUGCCCUGCUGGAUACACUGGUAGUCCUUACUCCGAGUGCCACUUAAUUAGGGCAGAUUCCUCACCAAUUCAGCGUCAACCAAUUGAUCCCUGUUUGCCAUCUCCCUGUGGUCCUCAUGCUCAAUGCAGCAAUGAGGGAGGCAACGCAGUUUGCCGAUGCCUAACGGAAUACCUGGGAGUACCGCCAUACUGUCGACCCGAAUGCAUUGCCAAUAGCGAGUGUCCCAGUGACAGGGCGUGUAUUAAUCGGAAGUGCCAGGAUCCAUGUCCCGGCCUGUGCGGGUACAAUGCCAUUUGUCGAACCUACAAUCACCAACCAAACUGCGUUUGUGCUCCUGGUUUGGUGGGUAAUCCCUUUAACUCCUGCCUGCCCCCAACGCGUCCUGAGAUUCCAGCAACACCUCCCACAACUGCCAUACAAGUGCUGCAGUAUGAGGAACCAUUCAUCAAUGGUUGUGAACCAAAUCCUUGUGGGGCAAACGCGCAAUGCAAUCAGCGAAGGGGAGUGGUCUCCUGCGUCUGUCUGCCAGACUAUUUUGGCAACCCCUACGAAGCGUGCCGACCCGAGUGUAUUCUGAACUCUGAUUGUCCCUUAAGUAGAGCUUGUGUACAACAGAAAUGUCGCGAUCCAUGUCCCGGAACUUGUGGCCUGAAUGCCGAGUGUCAUGUCAUGGAUCAUUUGCCACAGUGCAGAUGUUUCAGUGGGUAUACUGGAAAUCCCUUGGCGUACUGCUCGCCUGUUCCAAUAAUCCAAGAAUCUCCCCUGACCCCCUGUGAUCCCUCACCUUGUGGACCCAAUGCCCAGUGUCAUCCGUCCCUCAAUGAGGCCGUGUGCUCCUGUUUACCCGAAUUCUAUGGAACCCCACCCAAUUGUCGACCCGAGUGUACUCUAAACUCGGAGUGUGCUUAUGAUAAGGCUUGCGUCCAUCACAAGUGCGUUGAUCCUUGUCCUGGAAUUUGUGGUAUUAAUGCGGAUUGUCGCGUGCAUUACCAUAGUCCCAUAUGUUAUUGCAUUUCUUCGCAUACGGGUGAUCCAUUCACACGAUGCUACGAAACCCCAAAACCUGUGCGACCGCAAAUAUACGACACGCCCUCUCCCCCAUAUCCGGUCGCUAUACCCGAUCUAGUGUACGUGCAACAACAACAACCGGGAAUAGUAAAUAUUCCCUCUGCCCCUCAACCGAUAUAUCCUACGCCCCAGUCACCACAAUACAAUGUAAACUAUCCAUCUCCGCAACCGGCGAAUCCCCAAAAACCGGGAGUUGUGAAUAUACCAUCUGUGCCACAGCCAGUUUAUCCAUCACCGCAACCACCUGUUUACGAUGUCAACUACCCAACAACGCCAGUUUCCCAACAUCCCGGGGUCGUGAACAUUCCUUCGGCACCUCGACUGGUGCCUCCGACAUCUCAGAGACCUGUGUUUAUAACAUCGCCAGGGAACCUAUCACCCACACCUCAACCUGGAGUUAUUAAUAUUCCUUCAGUUUCACAACCUGGAUAUCCAACGCCGCAAAGCCCCAUUUAUGAUGCAAACUAUCCUACUACACAAAGUCCUAUUCCCCAACAACCUGGCGUAGUUAAUAUUCCAUCGGUGCCAAGUCCAUCUUAUCCGGCUCCAAAUCCGCCGGUGAACUAUCCAACGCAACCAUCACCUCAGAUACCAGUUCAACCGGGAGUUAUCAAUAUACCGUCUGCGCCGCUUCCAACAACGCCACCACAACAUCCUCCCGUUUUUAUUCCGUCCCCUGAGAGCCCGUCACCAGCUCCAAAGCCUGGAGUAAUUAAUAUUCCAUCCGUAACGCACCCAGAAUACCCAACAUCGCAGGUUCCCGUUUAUGACGUCAAUUAUUCAACAACACCGUCUCCUAUUCCUCAAAAGCCUGGAGUAGUAAACAUUCCUUCAGCACCGCAGCCAGUGCACCCUGCACCCAAUCCACCAGUCCACGAAUUUAAUUAUCCAACGCCGCCUGCAGUUCCUCAACAACCAGGCGUUCUUAACAUACCAUCGUACCCAACGCCAGUGGCACCGACUCCUCAAUCUCCUAUAUAUAUACCAUCCCAGGAGCAACCGAAACCAACCACAAGGCCAUCAGUUAUAAAUGUGCCUUCAGUUCCACAACCUGCAUAUCCUACACCACAGGCACCUGUUUACGACGUUAAUUAUCCAACAUCUCCAUCUGUAAUACCACACCAACCUGGAGUAGUUAACAUUCCAUCAGUGCCACUUCCAGCACCUCCAGUUAAACAGCGUCCUGUGUUUGUACCAUCACCAGUACAUCCUACUCCCGCUCCUCAACCAGGUGUUGUUAAUAUACCUUCAGUGGCACAGCCCGUGCAUCCCACGUAUCAACCACCGGUUGUGGAACGGCCUGCUAUAUAUGACGUGUACUACCCGCCGCCGCCAUCUAGACCGGGUGUGAUCAAUAUUCCUUCGCCACCAAGGCCUGUAUACCCAGUGCCACAGCAACCGAUCUACGUUCCGGCACCAGUUCUACAUAUACCAGCUCCAAGACCAGUCAUUCAUAACAUUCCUUCAGUGCCUCAACCAACAUAUCCACAUCGUAAUCCUCCGAUUCAGGAUGUUACUUACCCAGCUCCACAACCAAGUCCUCCUGUACCAGGAAUAGUAAAUAUUCCAUCACUGCCUCAACCCGUGUCAACACCCACUUCUGGAGUGAUAAAUAUUCCCUCGCAAGCAUCUCCACCGAUCUCAGUACCAACUCCAGGAAUUGUAAACAUUCCAUCAAUACCGCAACCAACGCCACAGCGUCCUUCACCAGGAAUUAUUAAUGUUCCUUCAGUGCCUCAACCUAUACCAACUGCUCCUUCACCUGGAAUUAUUAAUAUUCCUUCUGUACCUCAACCGUUGCCAUCGCCAACUCCUGGUGUGAUCAAUAUUCCGCAACAACCCACGCCACCACCUUUGGUUCAGCAGCCCGGAAUUAUAAACAUUCCGUCGGUACAACAACCAUCAACUCCAACCACUCAGCAUCCUAUACAGGAUGUUCAAUAUGAAACCCAGAGACCACAGCCUACCCCUGGAGUUAUCAACAUUCCAUCUGUGUCACAACCUACGUAUCCAACUCAAAAGCCAUCUUACCAGGAUACCAGUUACCCAACAGUACAGCCUAAGCCUCCGGUAUCUGGAAUUAUAAAUAUUCCCUCGGUGCCCCAGCCUGUGCCAUCAUUGACUCCUGGGGUGAUUAAUUUGCCUUCAGAGCCAUCCUACUCGGCACCAAUUCCAAAGCCUGGAAUCAUCAACGUUCCCUCGAUACCGGAACCUAUACCAUCAAUACCGCAAAAUCCCGUACAAGAGGUUUAUCACGAUACUCAGAAGCCACAAGCAAUUCCCGGUGUGGUAAAUGUUCCAUCUGCUCCACAGCCAACUCCAGGUCGCCCCUAUUAUGAUGUGGCCAAACCAGAUUUCGAGUUCAACCCGUGCUAUCCAUCGCCUUGUGGUCCCUACUCUCAUUGUCACAAUCGAUUUGGAGUAGCUGCCUGUGUUUGCCUACCCAAUUACAGAGGAACUCCACCGAAUUGCCGACCAGAAUGCGUUAUUAAUUCGGACUGUCCAUCAUCUUUGGCCUGCAUUAACGAAAAGUGCCGAGAUCCUUGUCCAGGAUCUUGUGCUUACAAUGCCGUGUGCCGUGUGCAUGAGCAUGUGCCUAAUUGUUACUGCCAGACUGGCUACACCGGAAAUCCAUUUAUUUCCUGUCAACGUACACCUAUAGCUCCUGUUCAACGUGAGCCGAUUGAGGCGAAGGAUCCAUGUUAUCCAUCGAUUUGCGGACCAAACGCUGUGUGCAAUAAUGGAAAGUGCAGCUGCAUACCUGAAUAUCGAGGAGAUCCCUAUGUUGGGUGUAGGCCAGAAUGUGUUCUCAAUACAGACUGUGCUAGGGAUAAGGCUUGCAUUCAACAAAAAUGCAAGAAUCCGUGUCCAGGCACUUGUGGACUACAGGCCUUGUGUCAUGUGUACAACCAUGUGGCCACCUGCUCUUGUCCGGAAGGAAUGCAGGGCGAUGCCUUUGUGAGAUGUGAUCCAAAACCCAAGCCUCAACCGCCUGCACCAGCACCACCCACAACAUUGCCGGCCAUCGUACCGCAACGUGCUCCGAUUAAUCCCUGCCAGCCGACUCCCUGUGGACCCAAUUCCCAGUGCAGAGCUUAUCAUGAGCAGGCGAUUUGCUACUGCCUGCCGAAUUUCAUUGGCACGCCACCAGGCUGUCGUCCGGAGUGUACCUCCAACUCGGACUGUCCCCUCGACAAAUACUGUCUGAAUCUCAGGUGUCGCGAUCCUUGUCCCGGAGCAUGUGGCAUUCGUGCCAUUUGUCAUGUCCAGAACCACGGUCCCUUGUGUGUGUGCCCACCCCAUUUGACGGGUAAUCCCCUACUGGCCUGUCAACCCAUAGUUAUUCCCCCUGUAGAGCGUGACGAAGUGAAUCCCUGCCAGCCCUCGCCUUGUGGCCCGAACUCCGAGUGCCAAGCCACGUCCGGCGGAGCUCGCUGCUCCUGCCUACCCCAGUAUCAUGGCACUCCGCCCUUCUGUCGGCCGGAGUGCGUGAACAGCGCUGACUGUCCGGCGGACAAGGCGUGCCGUAACUACAAGUGCAUUGAUCCCUGCCCCGGCAGCUGUGGUUUCUCAGCUCUCUGUCGUGUGGUGGCCCACAGUCCUGUGUGCUAUUGUCCCGAGGGCUAUGUGGGCAAUGCCUACACCCUUUGCUCUCGACCAGAGCCGAGUCCACCUGCCGUGGUGAUCCUGCCUUGCAAUCCCAGUCCCUGUGGCGUAAACGCAUUCUGUCAGCCGCACAACGACUUGAGCGUUUGCCAAUGCCUGCCGGGUUACUAUGGCAAUCCCUCUGAGAUUUGCCGACCCGAAUGCACCGUCAACUCGGACUGUCCAAGCCACAGGGCUUGUAUGAGCGAAAAGUGUCGCGAUCCUUGUCCCGGAGUUUGUGGUCUUAAUGCCCUCUGUCAGGUCAUUAACCACAGCCCAGUUUGCGAAUGCCACACGGGGCAUGUGGGCAAUCCCUAUCACAGCUGUCGCAUACCACAGCGUGAACCCCCUGCACCGGAAUACGUGAACCCCUGUCAGCCGUCGCCUUGCGGUGCCAAUUCUCAGUGUCGCGAGUCCCAGGGACAGGCUAUCUGCUCCUGUCUGCCGGAGUUUGUGGGCACACCGCCCUCGUGUCGUCCGGAAUGUGUGAUCAGCGCCGAGUGUCCAGCGGAUAGGGCGUGCAUUAACCAGAAGUGCCAGGACCCUUGUCCAGGAGCAUGUGGCUUGAAUGCCCAGUGCCAUGUGCGCAAUCACAGUCCGCUGUGCUCGUGUCAGCCCGGAUUCACCGGAGAUGCUCUGACCCGCUGUCUACCAGUACCGCCUCCACAACCGCCGAAAUCGAAUGAUAUUCGCGAUCCUUGUGUGCCAUCUCCUUGUGGACCUUACUCCCAAUGCCGGGUGGUUAAUGGCGGAGCUAGUUGCAGCUGCCUUCCCAAUUAUGUGGGAGCGGCGCCCAACUGCCGUCCGGAAUGUACCAUCAAUGCGGAGUGUCCCAGUAAUCUGGCCUGCAUCAACGAGAAGUGUCGCGAUCCUUGUCCUGGAGCCUGUGGCUUUGCUGCCCAGUGCAGUGUCAUCAAUCAUACGCCCAGUUGUUCGUGUCCCGCUGGUUACACGGGAGAUCCGUUUACCAGCUGCCGAGUUCUGCCACCACCACCGCCUCCGAAGACUCCUUCCGAUCCCUGCCAGCCUUCGCCCUGCGGAGCCAAUGCUCUGUGCAACAAUGGCCAGUGCUCUUGCCUGCCAGAGUAUCAUGGUGAUCCUUACACUGGAUGCCGUCCCGAAUGCGUUUUGAAUUCUGAUUGUCCCAGGAAUAGAGCGUGUGUCAACCAGAAGUGCGUUGAUCCUUGCCCAGGUCACUGUGGUCUCAAUGCUCUCUGCGAUGCCGUUAACCACAUUGCCAUGUGCCACUGCCCCGAGCGGAUGACGGGCAAUGCGUUCGUUUCCUGCCAGCCAAUUCGCGAUGAUCCACCACCACCAACGACACCCAAUCCAUGCCAGCCCUCGCCGUGCGGUGCAAAUGCCCAGUGCCUAGAGAGGAAUGGCAACGCCAUCUGUUCUUGCCUAGCCGGAUACUUUGGUCAGCCGCCCAAUUGCCGUUUGGAGUGCUACUCCAGCUCUGAUUGCUCCCAAGUGCACAGCUGCAUUAACAACAAGUGUGUGGACCCGUGUCCAGGCAAAUGUGGUCUAAAUGCUGUGUGCCAGGCGAUCCAGCACAGAGCCCAUUGCGAGUGCAUCCCGAGAUACACAGGAAAUGCCUUUGUGCAGUGCAACCCCAUUCCAGUUCCCAGAGUACCAGAACCAGUGCGCGAUCCUUGCCAACCGUCACCCUGUGGUCCCAACUCGCAGUGCACGAAUGUAAAUGGCCAAGCGGAGUGUCGCUGUCUGCAGGAGUUCCAGGGUACCCCGCCAAACUGCCGACCAGAGUGUGUAAGCCACGAUGAGUGUGCCAAUACCCUGGCUUGCAUGAACCAAAAGUGCCGCGAUCCCUGUCCCGGCAGCUGUGGCCAGAGUGCCCAGUGUACGGUCAGCCUACACAUUCCGAACUGUCAAUGCCCUGUGGGCAUGACGGGUGAUCCAUUCCGAAUUUGCCUGCCCAAACCACGUGACGAACCAAAGCCACCACCAACUCCCAAGAAUCCUUGCUACCCUUCGCCCUGCGGAACCAAUGCUGUGUGCCGCGUUCAAGGAGAGAACUACGUCUGCGAGUGCAGCCAACUGGAGUACAUCGGCAAUCCCUACGAGGGUUGUCGCCCCGAAUGUGUGGGCAACUCCGAGUGCCCGGCCAAUCAGGCUUGCAUUCGCAGCAAGUGCCAGGAUCCUUGUCCAGGAGUUUGCGGACUGGAGGCCAUUUGCACCAUGAACAAUCACAUACCGAUCUGCUCUUGCCCGCCUGGCUACACUGGCAACGCGUUUGCCCAGUGUACGCGUCAGGUAACACCACCUCCUCCCUCGGAUCCUUGCUACCCGUCCCCAUGUGGACCCAAUUCGAUAUGCCGAAUUCAGAACGAGAAGGCCGUGUGCGAGUGCCUGCCCGGAUUCUUCGGAAAUCCGCUGGCCCAGGGAUGUCGCCCUGAAUGCACCCUGAGUUCGGACUGCGCCAAGGAUCGGGCAUGCAUCAACUCCAAGUGCGUGGAUGCCUGCGUGGGAGAGUGUGGAUUCGGAGCUGUUUGCCAAACGAUCAACCACAGCCCGGUGUGUAGUUGCCCUGCCAACAUGGUGGGCAAUCCGUUCGUCCAGUGCGAGGAACCACGCCAGGCUGAGCCUAUCGAUCCCUGCCAGCCUUCACCGUGUCGAAGCAACGGAAUAUGUCGCGUUUACAAUGGAGCUGCCACCUGCAGUUAUCCGGAAUGCGUUAUCAACGAGGAUUGUUCCCGCGACAGGGCGUGUGUUAGCCAAAAGUGUCGAGACCCUUGUCUGAAUGCCUGUGGCAUCAAUGCCAUUUGUCGGGCCAUCAACCACAAGGCUGUUUGUAGCUGCCCACCGGAGUUCUACGGAUCUCCGUACGCUCAAUGUCUGAGGCAGCUACCGGAGCCAGAGCCCAAGCCGGAAUGCAUCAGUGACGGUGAUUGCACCAAUGACAAGGCCUGCAUCAACCAAGUUUGCCGCAAUCCAUGCGAGCAAUCGAACAUCUGCGCCCCACAGGCGCGUUGCCAUGUCCAGCUCCACCGGCCAUUGUGCGUCUGCAAUGAGGGAUAUACUGGAAACGCCUUGCAGAACUGCUACCUUCUGGGAUGCCGAUCGGAUGGUGAAUGUGCCGCCAACGAGGCUUGUGUUAACCAGCAGUGCGUAGAUCCAUGUGGUUUCACACAGUGCGGAACGGGAGCCAUUUGUCGGGCUGACUUCAAUCACCGAGCUAGGUGCCAUUGCCUGGACGGAUACCGCGGCAAUCCUCUGGUGCGUUGUGAACGUCCAGAGUGCCGAUCCGAUGAUGAAUGUGCCUUCCACCUCGCCUGCCGCAAUGAACGCUGCGAAGACCCGUGCAACUGUGGCAUCGGAGCCCAGUGCCGCGUGGAGAACCAUCGUGCCCAGUGUCGUUGUCCAGCUGGCUUCAGUGGCAACCCGGCAGUAAGAUGUGACCUUGUGCCAACACAACCGGAGGGCUGCACCAUGGAUGCCGAGUGUCCCAGCAAACUGGCCUGUUUCGGCGGCGAAUGCAAGAACCCGUGCGAUGUCACGCAUCCGUGUGGCGCCAAUGCCAUCUGCGAAGUGGUCGACACACUGCCUCUGCGCACCAUGAUGUGCAGUUGUCUACCUGGCUAUGUGGGUGAAGCCGACAUUGGAUGUCACAAAGAACCCCCUCGUGAUCAGGGCUGUACGUCACAUGAUCAAUGCCAGGAUACGGAAGCCUGUCGUGGCGGAAACUGUGUCAAUCCCUGCCUGGAUGCAUCGCCUUGUGCUCGAAGCGCCCAGUGUUUGGCCCAACAACAUCGCGCCAUUUGCAGCUGUCCCGAGAGGACACAGGGAGAUCCAUUCACCAACUGCUACGAGCCACCUGAAAUCAAGACUGGCUGCACCCACGAUUCGGAAUGCCAGCCGACCACGGCCUGCAUCAAUAAACGCUGCCAGGAUCCUUGUGCCGAGGCCAACCCAUGUGCCGGAAAUGCCGAGUGUCGCGUACAGAACUCCCGACCUAUUUGCUUCUGUCCAGCUGGUUGGGGUGGUGACCCACAAGUUCAAUGCUACAAACCUGAAUGCAAGAUCAACGCCGACUGUCCGUAUGACAAGACCUGUUUGAACGAAAACUGCGUGGAUCCCUGCACUCAUGGCCAAGUGCGUUGUGGCAAUGGGGCCCAGUGCCUGGCUCAGAACCACCAAGCUGUGUGCAUCUGUCCAACCGGAACUCAGGGAAAUCCAUUCAUCUCCUGCAUCACUGGACACUGCCAGUACAACGAGGAUUGUGCGGAUCACGAAGCCUGCGAUCGAUUGAAUCGCGUUUGCCGACCGGUUUGCGAUCAGGAGACCUGUGCCCUAAACGCCAUCUGUGUGGGUCGUCGCCAUCAGCCGCAGUGCGAGUGCCGACCCGGUUACCAGGGCAAUCCGCAUGUGCAGUGCGAUAUACCAGUGAAGACACCCAAGCCCCAGUGUAUCCAGGAUGCGGACUGUCCAUCGAAAUUGGCCUGCAUCAAUGAGCGCUGCGCAGAUCCUUGCGCCACGCCUCAUGUUUGCACUCCACAACAGACUUGUACGGUUUUGGAUACCCUUCCAAAGCGAGCCAUGGCAUGCAAGUGCCCCGGCGAUACAGUGACGGAUAUCUCACGCAACUGCGUGCCCAUCACUGUGCCAAAGGUCAUCUCCGGCUGCCAGCACAAUUCUGAGUGUGCCAAUACCGAGGUCUGUUCAAAUGGAAACUGUCUGGAUGCAUGCCGACUGGAGAGAUGUGGCGUCAAUGCCCAGUGUACAGCUCGGGAUCACUAUGCUCAGUGCAACUGCCCUAAGGGCUUCCAAGGCAAUCCUCGCAUCGAAUGCUACACUACAGAAGUUGAUGUUCCACGAAUCCCCAAUCCUGGCUGCUCCCGCAACGAUGAUUGCCCCAGGGACCAGAUUUGUCGCAACGAGAUUUGCAUCAGUCCGUGUGCCGCGGAUGACUGUGGAAUUGGUGCCUACUGCCAUGUGCAGCAGCGAAAGGCCAUCUGCCGCUGUCCACCUGGUUAUACCGGUAACCCACAAGAGCGCUGCCUGCCACCUUCCGAUGUGAUACUGGUGGGCUGCAAGUCUAGCACCGACUGCCCCUCGAACGAGGCCUGCAUCAACACCCAGUGCGCCAGUCCUUGCAACUGUGGACCCAAUGCCGAAUGCACGGUGAAGAAUCACCAUCCGAUCUGCUACUGCAAGCCUGGAUUCUCCGGAAAUGCCCAGUUUGGAUGUGCACCCAUUGGCUGCCGGUCGGAUGACGAGUGCAGCGGAGACAAGCAGUGUGUGAACCGCGAGUGUAUCAAUCCCUGCCUGGCCAGCGAUCCGUGUGCCCUUAAUGCCGAGUGUUACGGACGUAACCAUCGCGCCAAUUGCCGCUGUCCCGUGGGAUUGGAGGGUGAUCCGUUUGUGCGUUGUUUACGCCUGGAAUGCCACUCGGAUUACGACUGUGCAUCGAACCUGGCUUGCGUGUCAAACGAAUGUGUUAGCCCAUGUGGUCAACGUAAUCCGUGCGCCCAGAAUGCCAUUUGUCAGGCUCUGCAGCAUCGCGCUGUUUGCCGUUGUCCGGAUCAGUUGCCAUUGGGUAAUCCGUACGCUUAUUGCGAACCCAGACCUGUUGAGCCCGUCUGCCGAGAUGAUGGAGAUUGUCCAAGUAAGCUGGCCUGCAUCGACGACAAGUGUCAAGAUCCGUGCUCUGUGCUCUCACCAUGCCAUCCAACUGCUCAGUGCAGUGUCCUAAAUAGCGUUCCAGUACGAACAAUGGUUUGUGAGUGUGCCGAGUACGAGGUGCCCGAUGCCAGUGGAGCUUGCCGUAAGAUGAUGCCGCCUAGGCUUCCUGGCUGCGAGAGCGACCAGGACUGUCCCGACCAAGAGGCCUGCAUACACGCUCAGUGCCGCAAUCCAUGCAACUGUGGAACUAACGCCGUCUGCCAAGUGACGCAACAUCGCGCCGUAUGCAGUUGCCAAGAUGGAUUUGAGGGUAAUCCCUAUGCCUCCUGUCGCUCAAUUGGAUGUCGCGUCGACGGUGAGUGCGAUUCGGGCAAGGCCUGCAUCAAUGGUGACUGCAUCAACCCAUGCCUGAUCAACGAUCCCUGUGGACCCAACGCCGAGUGCUAUGUGCAAUCGAACCGUGCCCAGUGCCGCUGCCUGAGUGGCUAUCGAGGAAAUCCCUACGAGCGUUGUCGUGUCAUUGGCUGCAGCAGCAACAACGACUGUCCCACAGACAAGACCUGCCAGAACGAGCAGUGCGUGAAUCCCUGCGUCUACCACAACCCGUGUGCCCCGCGUGCUGAGUGCAGGGCUCAGAACCAUCUGGCCGUGUGCCGCUGUCCUGUCGAUUUCCUGGGCAAUCCAUACGUGGACUGCCGACCGCCGCCACAGCCCAUCUGCCAGUUGGAUACCGACUGUCCUGGUCGCCAAGCCUGCAUCAACGAACAGUGCGUGGAUCCAUGCGUUGUAUUGGAACCGUGCCAACGGCCUGCCAUCUGCGAGGUGACUCCUACAUCGCCGGUGCGUACGAUGUUAUGUAUUUGUCCGGAUGGUUAUGUUAGUAGAGGAAAAGGAGGCUGCAAGCCUACGCCGGGAAUCAAGGAGGUUGGAGGUUGCAUCUCGGACUCAGAUUGCCCGACAGAUAAGUCCUGCCUGAACAGCGUCUGUAGAGAUCCUUGCAACUGUGGCUUGAAUGCCGAAUGCCGUAUUAAGGACCAUAAACCCGUAUGCACUUGUCGCCAAGGAUUCGAAGGUAACCCUGAGUUUGAGUGCUCCAAGAUCGAGUGCAGUAUCAACUCAGACUGCCCGGGAACACAUGUGUGCCGCAACCAGCUCUGCAUUCCUGCCUGCCAGGGUGAACAGUGUGGAUCCAAUGCCCAGUGCUUGGCUAUCGAGCAUCGUGCGGUAUGCGAGUGCAUCCCAGGACAUGGUGGAAAUGCCAGGAUUGCUUGUACUCCGUUGGGAUGUCGCUCAGACGACGAAUGUCCAACGGACAAGGCGUGCGUCAACGGUAAAUGUAAUGAUCCUUGUACAACAACUGCUUUAUGUGCCCAGGACGAGCUUUGCAAGGUGUAUCAUCACCGACCGCAGUGCGCCUGUCCACCAGGAACCGUGCCCGGAAAGAAUGGCUGCGAAUCGGAGCGACACAUUCCCAUCUGCAUAAGCGAUGCGGACUGUCCCAGCCAGAAAGCCUGUCUGCGCGGAGAGUGUGUGAAUCCGUGCAAUGCCACCCAACCAUGCGGAGUCAAUGCCUUCUGCAGUGUCCGUGAUACCUUGCCCGUAAGGACGAUGAUCUGUGAGUGCCUUGAAGGCUACACUGGCAACCCAGCCGUGCAGUGCGACAAGCGUUCGCUGUGCGUCAUCGAGAAGGGCUUCGUUCGGGAUGUGGAUGGACAAUGUGUUUGCCCACCGGGAACCGCUUUGGAUAUCUACGAAUACUGCACCCCAUGCCGAGAGGAGCAAGGCUUCCGCAUCGACGAGAGUGGUCACUGUGUGUGCGCCUUGGAGCGCGGAAUGGUGAUCGACGAGCGCGGCCGUUGCACUUGCCCCAUUGAUCUGGGCUACCGACUGACUCCACGUGGCGAAUGUCAGCCAGAGGAGCCGCCAGAGUGCACGAGCAAUGAUCAGUGCGCCGACAACCGAUUCUGCAACCUAGACACCAAGACCUGUGAGGAUCCCUGCCUGACCAAGGUGUGCGGAGUGAAUGCCUUCUGUAACGCGGUGAAUCACCGAGCCCAGUGCCAGUGCAUCACCGGUUACACGGGUAAUCCGGAUCUACACUGCAACCACACAAACUUCCGAACCGAUUUCCCACGACCCGAUAUGGUCGUCAGUUGUCUUGCCGAUGGAGUUCAAGUUGAGAUCCACAUCACCGAACCAGGAUUCAAUGGAGUGUUGUACGUUAAGGGACACAGCAAGGACGAGGAGUGCCGUCGGGUGGUUAACCUGGCUGGCGAGACUGUUCCGCGUACCGAGAUCUUCCGUGUCCACUUCGGUAGCUGCGGCAUGCAGGCUGUAAAGGAUGUGGCAAGCUUCGUGCUGGUCAUCCAGAAACAUCCCAAGCUGGUCACCUACAAGGCCCAGGCCUACAACAUUAAGUGUGUCUACCAGACUGGCGAGAAGAAUGUUACCCUAGGAUUCAACGUAUCCAUGCUGACGACUGCCGGAACAAUUGCCAACACAGGACCGCCGCCGAUCUGCCAGAUGCGCAUCAUCACCAACGAAGGCGAAGAGAUCAACUCUGCAGAGAUCGGCGACAAUCUCAAGCUGCAAGUGGAUGUGGAGCCAGCCACCAUUUAUGGAGGUUUCGCCCGCUCUUGUAUUGCCAAAACCAUGGAGGACAAUGUGCAGAACGAGUAUCUGGUCACGGAUGAGAAUGGGUGUGCCACGGAUACCAGUAUCUUUGGAAACUGGGAGUACAAUCCGGACACGAACAGCCUGCUGGCCAGUUUCAAUGCUUUCAAGUUCCCAUCGAGCGAUAACAUCCGCUUCCAGUGCAACAUACGAGUCUGCUUUGGACGCUGUCAACCCGUCAAUUGUGGUGGCUACAACGCCUUCGGGCGGCGUCGCCGCUCCAUAGCGGAUAACUCCACCGAUGCGACCGCCAUUGCCACGAAUUCGGGUGUGGAGGGUCAACUGCGCGAAGAGAUCACAAUCUCAUCAAAUGCCAUUUUGACAUUCGAGAAGCGCAGCGGUCAAGGUCUCAAUGAUGCCAACAUAAAACCGGCGGCUCAAAGGGUUGAGGAUAUCUGCGUAUCUAUGGUGGGGCUGAUUAUAGCACUGGUCAUCACGGCACUGCUGGCUCUUGUGGCCGUUGCCGUGGCAGUUUCCUGCUGGCUAAUGGCCUACAGGAGGAGGCCCAAGACCAUUGCGCCCCUGCCCCAUCCGCCAGAGUUCCCCAAUCCGCUGUUCUCCAAUCCCGACGCAGUGCCCGAGCCAACGCCGGAUUACAUAUCCUAAACGUAACGUAACAAUACACUGAUACACAACACCUAGCUAUAUCUUUAGUAUGUAAGAGAAUCGAAUGAAAAUGAAAAAGAAAAAAUUGUGAAUAUUUGAAAGGCAAGUGCAAAAGGUUAUGAAUUAUGCAAUACAGAUCAAAUCGCGAAAGAUUAUCAAGAUUGAGGAAAAGAAAAACAAAAGUACAGUUGUGAGCUGAAAGUAAAGUCGGCUCCAUUGGCCGUAAAACGAAACUAUGAAAGAUUGAAUUAUUGUAAAAAGCAAAAAAGACGAAGCGAGAAUCGCAUGAUGAAUGCACGAAAGUAAUUUAGUAGCUUAAGAAAAUAAUUUUAUUAAUUGUAAUAACGAUUAGUAUUCUCCUUCCUACUAACAUGAGAAUUCCGCGUAGUGUUUGUACGUUUAGCUGCCCCAUAGAGACCACCAACUGCCAAACAGAUGUGAGGGAAUUCACCCAUAGAGAGUGCAGCUACAAACGAAUUCUCGUCCUCUAACGACAACUUCUUCAUUAGUCGAGUACCAAUAUUAAUUCUGUUAUAUAUGUUUAACUAAAGACUUCCUAUAAAUAUUUAGGGUGUGGGUAGUAGCAACGACACUUUGUAUUAUAGCACAGACACACGCACACAAAACUGCAACUACUUCCUGUAAUUUAGAUACCAACUCAACUCGCCCGUUAAAAUUGAAAACUGCCUUUGAUUUCCAACAAGAAAAACGAACAAUGCACCCCAGAAUACUCUCUAGCAUAAUAUAUGUAAGAGAUCGUUGGGCCCAGGUCUAUAAGAUACUUUUCCGCGUCUAUAAUCCAUAACCACUGGACAAUAUGCCAACGAUUGUCCCAGUUGGAUUGUGGGCAAGCUCAAGAGUCAAAACACACACACACACACACACAAAUCUCGAAGAAAUCAGACCACUCUAAACAGCUUAUAGACGUGGUAACAGUUUCAUCUGGAUCUAGGCACCAAAUCGUUGAGGGAACAUAACUAUAACUGCCACUGAGGCGUCAUCAGCGCACAAAAGAUACUUAUCUAUUGCAUAGGAAAUACUAGGUUUGUUUUAAUUUUAAUCGCAACACCGACUAAUGGAGGAUUUGAUUUUGACCACUGUCCCUCGAUCGCUCGAUCACUUACUUGUACUACACUCUACUAUGAUUAACAAUUAUUUUUGUAGUUUUAUAGUCAAUUAAUAUUAAAUUGUUGUGAUUGUUUUUAAUGCAAAAGAGAUACUUCCACUAACUUACUAAUAUGUAGAGACAAAAGUAUAGAGCGUACUUAAAAAGGCAACGAACCAGCGCCCUUUUCCCUGCCCCUGCACCGUUCCCAUGCCAUUCUCCAUCGGGAACAGCAUGCAACUGUCAACGCGCCGGAAACUAUGCAGCGAAUUUCCGUUUCCGGCGCCCGUUUCACAGUGCAUGUCUUUUCCCGAUGCGAUGAUAGCUGGUGGGAUGGCGGGUUUGCGGAAUCGGGCCUGGAUAAAUAAAUUAUUAAAAAUGAAGUUUUAAAUUAAUAUUAUUAAACGUAAACAAAAUGUAUAGUCACUACUUUAAGAAGAAAGAGAAAUUUUCUUUAUAGUAAAAUACCAUACAAAAUAAACUCGCACUCAGACACGUACACAAAGAGACAGAAUUUGUAAAUAAUACACAGGCAAACUCUAUGGUAUUUUUAAAUAGCGCAUUAUUGUGUAUAGGUUUCUGCACCUCGACUCCCAAAUCCGAACUAAAUCGCAGGCUAACCCUAACCCAUGCCAGGCAUAAAAUUAUUUUCUUAAUUCCAUAGCCAAUAUGCAUAUGCAAGCAAGUGCACAAACUAGCAACCGCCUCGUUCACAAUUACCACACACUUUUAUUUUUCUUCACAAGAACCGCUUCAAAAUCGUACCCUAAAUAGAGUUAUAUUGAACAUAGACAAAACUUUUGCACUGGCAGCAAAUAUAAAUGAGAAAAUAAUAAUGAAUAAGAAUGGCUCUUAUUGUAAAAAGAAAGCAAUAGUUAAAUUGUACUUAUAAAACGUGUAUUUAAUAACGAGAAACGAACAUAAUUGUAAUCGCUUAUUAUAAACUAAUAAAUAAAUAAAUAAAUAAAUAU